Pelobates cultripes (western spadefoot toad) is the source of this 57905-nucleotide messenger RNA. The record is from the annotation of a GenBank genome assembly. Lineage: Eukaryota; Metazoa; Chordata; Amphibia; Anura; Pelobatidae.
AUGUUGAGUUUCUUCAUCUUGGCUGCACUCUGUCUACAGGGUGUCCUACUGGAACAAACACGACUUCUCGAGCAAAGAAAACCUUUUUUUGAGCGUUUCCGGAGACUGGAGGAACAGGUGGGUUUAAGACUGAAUUUUGUGAUACAUAGGGAACUUUAUUUGUAGACCAAGGUUCUGUUUUGGGAUAAGGUGGGGAUAUUUUUAAACAUCGCAUGUUGAUCCUCAGUAAGUUAGGUGUAAGGAAUACAUGGUUAAGGCGAUUUGGGGUGAUUGAGUGUCCUUGGACGAGUGGACAGAUUUGUGGGGUCUCUAUGAAAGUGGGCAGAUUCUCAGGGGUGGCAGGUGCCAGGGGUGCUGUUAUUUGCUAUUUUCUUUAGCUUAAUACAUUUCUUUUUAGUUGCGUUACAAACUCUGAAUUGUGAAAUCCCAUUUCAGCUCUGCAGGUGUGAUAAGUGAUCUUUGUCAGGGAAGCAGGGCACAGAAUGUAUAUUUUCUUUCAUCAGUCCUACUUUAGAAAAAUAAACUGCAUCUUAAAGCUUUUAUUUUUCAACUUGUGGACCACCUGCACUUUUUGGACUGCAGUCCCAUGACCCUAAAAGACUGAGUUGACCUAAUUUUAACAGAAGGAAGCUUUCCACCACAAGAUUUAGUCUGACUGAGCACAGUGAGAGUUUAACUUUGAUACAUGUUUUUCUUCAUGCUGAUGGGAGGCAUAUGAAAAGGGCUGCCCUGUGGUUUGUAGAAUUCAUAGGCAGUAUUAGAGAAUUCACGUAAAUUUUCCCUUUAAUUCCUUUGAGAUUCCUUGUGAAUUGAUUAGUUAUCCAUCUCGCUGCAUAUGAAGUCUACAUCAUGUUGGGCAGCACUUUUCCUACACUGCCCAUCAGCAUUAGAAAUUUAAACUUGCCCGGGAAACCACGGUGGUACUGGCAACACAUUAUGGAAUGCCUGAGGCCACUUGUCCCCUUUAAUAGAAUACAUGAUAUCACCAUGGAUGUAACUCUUUCAUUGUCAGAGAACGAGGCAAAACCUUUCUUGUCACCGUAGUGAACCAUUUAAAUAAAAAAUGCAUGAGUUUACUAGUCAUAUGCCUUUAAGAAACAGACACUGUAAUGUAGACCACCGCCCGAAGAUUUAUUGCUUAUGAGACAUGAACGUAAAUACACACGGCCUCUAAACGUCGUCAUACACAUUAGAAAUCUGAGCCUUUCUUGCAUCUGCCAGAAUUAGGAUUGCCAGAUGUGUUUUCCUGGCCAUAUAUCUUUUUCUUUUUCUAUGAUGCUGCUGGUCAUCAUAUGAAAAGUACUACUCUGUAGUAUGUAGCAUUCUUGUGCUGCAGAGGAGAAUGCUUAUCAAAUAAAUUCUCAUAAGGUUCCUCUUAAAUUAGCAAACUGAUUCCAUUCAUGCAGCAUAUAUAUGGGAAGGCACUAGCUUUCAUGGAUUGCCCAUCUACAUAAAAAAAGGACACGUGUCCUAGAAAAACAUGGGAACACUGUCAGCAGGACAGGUUAAACCAAAACUAUAUGUUUAAACAAUAAACUAUAUGUUUAAACUACAUUAACCACAUUUCUAGCUAAAACUCUAAAUACAAGCUGAAAAGAUUCCCAAGAACUAGUAAAAAACAAAUAAUUUAUUUUUCAUUAGCUUCUCUGGCUACGAUGACAUUUGGUUUUUCUAUACUGGCGUUAUGGUAGCCUGUAAACGGUGGACCGGGACAGAAAAUUCUCCUCCUUUGACACUAAAUUCCUGUGUUAUUUCCUGCAGUUUCGGAGGUUCCAGGAAGUAACGCUAACCCGCCUCCAUGGGAUUGCUGAAAACUACAAUAUUUCAUACAAUAUCGAUGCACGUUUCCACCAAAUUAUGGACCAGCAACAGUCGUAUACAGAAGCUGUCAAUGUCUCUAACCAGGUGACUCAGAACGAGCUGAAUGGGAUAAAGUUUUGGCUGAAAAAACUGCAGAAAAAAAACAAAAAAUUGGACUUAAAGAUGGCCUCUUUGGAGGACACCAUAACUGAGCGGAAUAAGCAGGUGAUAAGGGAAAACAAAGUACGAGAUGUUGCCAUGUCCAACUUGACAUUAAAUUUUAACAGCCAGAAACGUGUGAUUGACCAACUAGUAAAGGAUAACAAUCUCCUGAAGAAAGGAAUGGAGAUGUUUCGGGAAGUUGUAAAGCGACAAGGUGGCAAAAUAGCUACUUUGGAGGAACAGAUUCGAGAAGUUUUGCAAAAUGAUGUUUUACCACCAAAUUCUUUGAUGGCCACUCAAGAGCUAAAUCGUACCCCAGAAAAUAAGCCACUUGGGUCUCCAGGAACUAACCCUGAGACAAUGACUACCAAACACCGUAUGGCUAAACUUCAGAUGAAGCAUGAACAGACGAGGAGGCUCCAAAAUGAGCAGCAGCAACUUAUUCCUGCCAAAGGGAAAAUAGUUCAGGUCGUAAGCCACCAUGAGAACAAGUCCAAGAAUGUGCUUCCAACAGAAGAAGAAGCACCCGGCAUUCAAACCAUUCAACCACCACCGAGUGCGACAGAAAAGACACCACUUGGCAUUCAUACAACUAAGACAACACCAUAUGUUGCAAAGGAGAAACUACCUGGUAUCAAAACUACAAGGGCACCACUGCCUGCCAUGCAAGAGAAACUACCUGUUAUUGAAACUACCAGGCCACCGCUACGUGUCACACAAGAGACACCACCUGCUGUUGAAACUACCAGACCACCCCGACAUGUCACAGACAGUAAACCUUCUGGAAUGCAUACUGUCAACCAACACGUUACUGUGGAGAGAUCUCCUGGCAUACUGACUCCCAAUUCCACACCACAUGGCCCUGAGGUCCAAAGACAUACAGAGCAGAGUACUAAGGUGCCGGGUACAAGUAAGUCAACUGUUAGGAAUAAGGUUUAAAGUGACGACAAAUCCUGAUUUUAAAGGAACACCAUGGGGUCAUUAAUACAAACAUGUAUUCCUGACACUAUAGUGUUAAAAACACAUGUAGGGUAUCUGGCCACACCCCUUGCCCACCUUUUUUCCAGCGCCGCAGAGUUGAUGAUCUAAGCCAAUCACAAUGCUUACCCAUAGGAAAAUAUAGAAUUGGCUGAGAUAGUCAAUUCUGAUGAUCUCAACGAAGGAGGUGGGGCGGGGCCAAAUGCCACCCUAGCCAAUCAGCAUCUCCUCACAGAGAUGCUUUGAUUCAAUGCAUCUCUAUGAGAAGCGUUCAGCAUCUCCAUAUGCAGAGCUUGGAGCCGCAGAAAAGCAGUUUCCCAGGAAGCAACUCUAAUGGCUGUCCGAGUUUUGGCCACUGGAGGUGUUCCUAGGCUGUAAUGUAAACACUGCCUUUUCUCUGUAAAGGCAGUGUUUACAACAAAAUGACUGCAGGAACAUGCUAUAGACACCAGAACAACUACAUUAAGCUAUAGUUGUUUUAGUGACUAUAGUGUCCCUUUAAAUAACUGUUAUUUUGAAGGUGAAUUUUUCCAUUAUCUCCAUUUGUAACCGACAGCUGUGAAUUCUUUAUGCUGUUGGUUUAGGCAUUUAAAGUGCUGCCCAGGAGUGUAACGAUUUACAACACUGCUAUAAGGAAAUGUAUUGAUUAAUUAAAGAAGGAACGCUCUGAUUAGUGAAUUGAGUUUUGCUGACUGCUGUGUGACAGCAUAUUUCAUGAAUCAAUCAAAAAAGUUACAGCAGUGAAUUGGGCAACCCUUUGUAUGUGCAUUGUGUGUACAUACGAAAUAUGAUUUAUUUUUAAUAAUCAAUAAUGGCGAUCUGCUAAUUUUAUAUAUGUAGCAGUUGCAAUAAAAUACAACCAAGCCAGUCUCAGCUAUUUAUAAUAUUGUUCGCAUUUUCCAAACAUAUGUUUUAAAUUCCAGUUUAGAAUAGCUGUCAAAUACAAAAGCAGGCUGCCCACUGAUUUACAGGAUGCCUGUGGGGGGCCAAACUUUCUCAGAUUCCUUUCAUACACUGUCUCUUGCAGGCUGCCUACUUCAGCUGCAAAUGUUAACUAAACAUUUCAUAGUGAAAGGGUCUUCUUUGAAGUUUAACCCCUUAACUACUGACAUCGCUUACACGUUUUUACUUACAUUUUGCUUAGAAAAAAAAUGUAGCUCAUAAAACCUCAAUUUUUAAUCCAGAGACUGACCCCUUAAGAAGAGUGGGACUGGGGAAUAUGUGUGCUUUCUGCCUGGUCUCGAUCCUCAGUUAUUAGCCCAUGUCAGGGUUCAGUGGGCAAACAUUUUGAUUUUUAAAGGACACUAUAGCCACAAUAACCACUGCAGCUUAAUGUAGUGGUUCUGGUGUCUAUAGCUUGACCAUGCAGGCUUUUCAAUGUAGACAUCUUUUCACAUCUCUAUGAGGAGAUGCUGAUUGUUGCAGUCAGUGGCGUACAUACCAGGGUCGCAGGGGUCGCGGCUGCGACCGGGCCUGGACCACCAGGGGGCCCGGCCGACCCUGCGACCCGGUAUGUAGCCACAGGGCCAGCCUCUUCUCCUGGGGGGCCCAGGAGCCGACCAACCCAGGGCCCCCAGAGGCUGGCCCUGCUGUCACCGGGCAGGCGGGUGGCCGGUCGGGCAGGCGGGCGCGCGAGGAAGCACUCAGGGGAAAGUGCUCCCUCGCGCGCCGCCUGCCCAGACAGACAGCCCGCCCACCCAGUGAACUGCCGCCCAGGAGCCCAGCAGCAGCACCACUGGACCCCAGGGAAUCCCCCCAGCACUCCAAUAGGUAAGGAGGCUGGGGGGAUUAAAUUUAAAAAAUAAAAAUGUGUUAGUGUGUGUGUGUGUCUUAGUAUGUGUGUGUUAGUGAGUAUGUGUGUGUUAGUGUGUGUGUGUGUGUUUAGUAUGUGUGUGUUAGUGUAUGUGGGUCUUAGUAUGUGUGUGUGUUAGUGUGUGUGUGUGUGUGUUAGUAUGUGUGUGUGUGUUUAGUAUGUGUGUGUUAGUGUAUGUGGGUCUUAGUAUGUGUGUGUGUUAGUGUAUGUGUGUCCUAGUAUGUGUGUGUUAGUAUGUGUGUGUGUGUUAGUAUGUGUGUGUUAGUGUAUGUGGGUCUUAGUAUGUGUGUGUGUUAGUGUGUGUGUGUGUUAGUGUAUGUGUGUCCUAGUAUGUGUGUGUUAGUGUGUGUGUGUUAGUGUAUGUGUGUGUUAGUGUAUGAGUGUGUGUGUGUGUGUUAGUGUAUUAGUGUAUGUGUGUGUUAGUGUAUGUGUGUGUGUGUUAGUGUGUGUAUUAGUGUUUGUGUUAGUGCGUGUGUUAGUGUGUGUGUGUCAGUGAGUGUGUCUGUUAUUGGGUGUGUGUCUGCUAGUGAGUGUGUUACUGUGUGUGUCUGUUACUGAGUGUGUGUUUGUCAGUGAAAGUGUAUGUGUAAGUGAGUGUGUAUGUAUGUCUGUCGCUGAGUGUGUCUCUGUCAGUAAAUGUGUGUGUCUGUUAGCUAGUGUGUAUGCGUCUGUUCGUGAGAGUGUGUGUGUGUCUCUUCAGCAUUUACCUUUCUCCAGCGUCGGUCUCCCCAGUGUCCGCCUCUCAGCUCCGAAUGCAAAUGCGCGGCAAGAGGCGCGCGCGCAUUUAAACCGCCCAUAGGAAAGCAUUACUCAAUGCUUUCCUAUGGACGUUCAGUGUCUUCUCACUGUGAUUUUCACAGUGAGAAUCGCUGAAGCUCCUCUAGCAGCUGUCAAUGAGACAGCCACCAGAGGCAGGAUUAACCCUCAGUGAAACAUAGCCGUUUCUCUGAAACGGCUAUGUUUUCAGCUGCAGGGUUAAAACUAGAGGGACCUGGCACCCAGACCACUUCAUUGAGCUGAUGUGAUCUGGGUGUCUGUAGUGGUCCUUUAAGUGUGUGUGCAUCGCGGGGUCGCAGCCCUGCAACCCCUGCGACCGGGUGCCCGCCGCCAUGUGUUGCGGCCCCGACCCGCGCCAAGUAAGCGCGGGGGGGAGGGGGGGGCCCACGGAUCAAUUUUCGCACCGGGGCCCCAUGGGUCAUGUGUACGCCACUGGUUGCAGUCCUGUGUUUUGACAUUCAUGCGCAGUAGCCUCCAAAUGCUUUGCUAUGGGAAAGGAUUGGAUUGGCUGACAUCAUCACGAUUGAUGACUUCAGCCAUGGAAGCAGAGCCAGCUGUCAUAAGACCAGCGCGGGGAGGGACAAAAGGUUAUUAAAAUCACCUUUUCAUUCCGCUCUGAGUUUGACCAGAGACCUAAUCAGCCACUCCAGCACUAUAGUGUUAGGAAUACAUUCAUAACUCUGUAACAGGCUUCACAAAACUCUGGCCCUCCAGAUGUUGCUGAACUACAACUCCCAUGAUUCUCAGCCCAUCUAUUUAAUUCAUAGAAUCAUGGGAGUUGUAGUUCAGCAACAUCUGGAGGGCCGGAGUUUGAGGAAGCCUGCUCUAUAAUGUUCCUUUAAAAUUAAAUGUUGAUUUAUAAACUAAAGGGCUACAAUCAAUCAACUUUGCAAUAUAGCAUGUAUUAUAAUAAAAUAUAUAAUAUAAUAAAGACAAUUCCCUGUCAGCGAUCUAACAUAAAAUGCUGUAAUAUCUAUUAUAAUUGUAAAUGAAUGUAACUGAAUGGUAACUUUGUUUAUUCCAGCACCAAUCACACUUUCUGUCGUUUCACCCGCUUGUAAGGGCACUGAGGUCUAGCCACAUGUAGGGGUUCCAGACUAUACAUAGUCAUACAGCUAUUCUGAGAAAGUUUAGAUCAUUUACUAAUAACAAUAUAUGAAACUAUAAUGAAAUUUACUGAUAAAUUACUAAGACUGAUUUCUAAAAACAAAAGUUCAGAAUAGAUAAGAAGAAGGAUUUCUGACGCUGGCACUUCCCAAACCGCAGUCUCUUCUUUCUGACCUUUAGAAUAGGUGAUACUGGAAAGGGGUGUAGGGAAGCAGCGCCUUCACCCCAACAAUAUGGAGCUCCUACAAGAGAGGAACAGAGGGGAAAAAAGGAGAAAGAGAGAUUUUGGUCCAAAAUAGGGACUGUGCUCCUAAAUCGGGACAAUUGGGAGGUAUGUUACAGCCCUUUAGAAAGGUACACAAAGGGAUUUAUUCACUAAAACUGGCAAAAUACGUAUAAGGAAAAAUCAAGCUGUGGCUAUAGCUAGGUUGGAGAAUUUUUACUUACACUUUGAAAUUCAGUUAUCAACAAUUCAGCAUUUUCGUGAAAACAUUCCAGAGAGGUUUAUUUACGCAACUAGAAUUUGUGGAGAAAUGGCAACGGAAUUAUGAAUUCCAGGCCAAAGGAGCUGUGCUCGGAGAUUGGGCGAAUUAGCGAAUGUUUUCCUUUUCAGCUAUUUUUGGGAGAAAUUGGAGUAAUGGGAACAAGAUAGAACUUUUUUUUUUUGUUUUUUGUUUUUCUAAACUGUGACAGCUGGAUGAAAUGAAUUAUAUAAUUCAAGGUUUUAUAUGCUUCCGCUUAUUUGUGAAUGUGGGAGUUUGGGAAAAUGGUAAUCCCUAGUAUCCACUAGAUGUCGCAGUUGUCUCUAUAAUAUCCUGGUAGGUCUGCGCACGGCUGAUAUCGCCAUGAAGCUAAUUUAGAGUUAUUCACUAAAAUGAAACCUCAAACCGGAAUCUUAAAUUUAAGGCCAGAUUAGUCAAACUGGAAAAAGUCACCAAAUCAGCUAUGCUUUCAGUUUGGCUACUCUGUCCUCAUUUUUGAAAUUCUGUUUGAAUUCUCACUUUUUACUAAAUAACUCCAUAUUACGUGUAUCACCCAUAUAGGACACUAAAAGCGGUAUAUAGAGGGUUCAUUCAGUAAACACAGAAUUGUAGAGAACUGAAAUAUGAUUUGCACAAUUCAGACUAGAAUACUAAACCGUUACUACAGUUGAGUUGGUAUUUUUCUUUUUAAAUCAGCAGGUUUUGAUCAGAUUCUGCAAUCCACAUUUCACGUCUAUAAUUGAGCAAUUUAGUUAGUAGCCCUGUUCCCAUAUCAGCGGCAUUGAUAAUCCUGAAUUAUCAUUUCACCAUUUUCAAUCUUAAUUUCGGCCAAUUUGGAAGCAUUGAUUGCUUGAGAAUGCCCCAGGUGCCAGGAGUGACAGUGCCAGGGUACACUAUACAAGUACAGUGAGAUUAGAGCUGAUAAGAGGACAUUCAUUUUCCAUAGGUUCCCCGGAUACGUAUCAAUAAGAGUUUCAGUUUUUCCACUAAUAUAUAUAUUUUGUUUUUCUUUCUCUUCCCAGUUUGUAAUGUGGAGUCCAUGCUGACUUUCCCAAGUUCCUCUACUGAAAGUUAUGUCACCUUUGGUAAAGGCCUGAGAGAGGGCCUUCAUGAAUUUUCUGUCUGCACUUGGGUAAAGACCAAUGCCAGCUAUGUUGGAACAAUCCUUUCCUACGCCACAGAAGAUAAUGACAACAAAUUUGUUAUCCAUGGCAGGAAUGGUGUAGACUAUGACUCCCUCCAUUUUGUCAUCGGUGAUCCAGCCUUUCGGGAGCUCCCCGUGGUGCAUCUUAUCGAUGGAAGCUGGCAUCACACCUGCUUCAUUUGGUCAUCCAUCCAGGGCAGAUACUGGUUUUAUGUUGACCGCAGGUUGGCUUCCACAGGUUCCAGGUUUCAGAAAGGUUAUGAGAUACCUCCCGGGGGGUCGCUGAUUCUCGGCCAAGAACAGGACACCAUGGGUGGAGGAUUUGAUAGCUCAGAAGCUUUUGUUGGACAUCUGGCUGGCUUUGCAAUGUGGAACAGGGCAUUAUCUCCUGGAGAAGUGUCUGGCAUUGCCACCGGGAAAGGUUUACCCAGAGGCACCAUCCUUACCUUGUCUGAUGCCUCUAAGUUGCAUGGGUCAGUGAAGAGAGUGGAGUGUACCUGCCUGGAGCACUGUCUGUAGACAGUACUGACACAUCUGAAGAAAAAAGAAAAUAAAUAAUAAUAAACCAUGUAUUUAUUUCCUAUCUCAAUAUUUUCUUAAAAAAACAUGAACUAUGACAAACUUUGUGGACUGCUGGCUAUAUUGUAAUAAGGUGACUCUUAGAAGAUUCCAUCAUAAACAACCACGAGUCACUAACCCAUGGAAUAUAUAUAUUGCUUAUAUAUAUAAGCAAAUCACAUUCCUAUCAUUUUAGGUUAUGAAGUAAUCCUCCCCAUCCAAUUCCAUAAAGGACAAUUUCUCUUUAUAAUGAGUCAUACUAUUUCAUUUUAAUUUACAAUAAUAAUGUCAAACAGCAGGAUUUGAUGAGUGAGUGCUGAAUGCACCCAUCUUUUUUUUUUAAACAAAAGUCAUGGUUUGGACCUCCUAAUGAUGAGUAUUUACAAUUAGCCCCUACAGAUCCAUUGUAAAAUAUAUGGUGUAUUACGGACCGUGAUUUAAAUGUACAUUUUAAACUUCAGGCCAAAAUAGUUCAAUAGCAAAGAUUCUGCAAGUCAGCUACCUUUGCAGUCUGGCUAUUUUGAUUUUUAAACUUUAAAUUCAUUAUCAAUUCUCUUUCAAGUCCUGAAAAUUCACUAUAUAGUGAAUAGCCGCGCUAAUGUAAUUUUGUAAACUGGAGUGAACAGCUUACAGCAUUAAAGGCUGUCCAAGAUUGAUGGGAGUUGUAGUUUAAUCCCGAAUUGGAUGAAACGGUGCUUUAUAUUCGCUGUCCAAUCUGGGCUGGUCUCAUAUCUAAUGUUAUUGUGUUAUGGCUAUGUAUCUGUAAAAUAAUGUUAAACGCGUCUGGUAUUUGGGGUACAUGACAACUGGUGUUGUGGAAAAAUCUGGACUAAUUGCUGCAAGUAUUAUUAUAACAGUAUGAAUAAAUAUUAUAAGAACAUCUUGUUUUGGCUCAACAAAAAACAUUAAUGUGAACUUUUUACAAAAAAAAAUUGUGCAGAUUUUUUUUUUUAACGUAGUAAUGAAUAGCAUUAAUAUGUAAUGAAAAAGUAAUUUGAUCAUUGUGUGGUGAAAAUGUCCUGGAUUCCUUUGAAGAUGACUCAUUGGCAUAAGUAAUAAGCCAUUAAUACAGUAAUUAAUACAUUUGCAAUCUCCUCCCAUAAAUAUUCCCACUGUGGUAUUUCCCAACCAAAAAAUGGUAUAAGGUCUCCAGAGGUUUACAUUGGAAUUAUUUAAUGUCCCAGAGGUUGAGGGCUUUCAAACCAACUAUGGUCUAACAGAGUUCCUUUCCCAUGCACCCCACCCGAAUGCCAAUAUUGUAGUAGGGCCUCCUUCUCCUUUCAGACCUGUCUAUCAAUCUAGCUGUGGCCGCACUAAUUUAAGUAUUAAACCUAUAUUAAAAACAUGAAUCAUGGAUACUUGUUGUGCUCUGUUGAUUAAAUGGAGUGUUACAAUUAUUUUUGGAUGGCACUGUUGUAUUUCACCACUCUAUACAAUUGGCAGACACUUCAUACAAAUAAUUAGUGAUUUUAAAAAUUUCGAGAAGGUUCCUAGUCCUAAGAGCUUGUAUUGUACUAGAAAUCAGCCUGUUUAAUACAUUUGCCAUGGGAGGUCAUGUAAACAGGACAAUUUGAAGGUCACCUGUUAGGUUCAGAUGUUUAGCAGAGCUUUAUGGAGGCUUGUAAAAUGGUAUUCCUGGAAUGUGUUUCAGAAAAAGUCAACAAACAUUUCUUGUUUUUCAUAGAGUCAUACAGAGUUGGACCCCCACUAAGAAAGGACCUUACAUUGUCCAAAGAUAACAAACCACUCUUGGCCCCAAAAAUCUUGUGAUCAUGUUACGAGUCCCACCCGACUCAGAGAUCUGUGGCUAACAUGUUAUAGGCAUUCACAUGAAAGCUCUGAAGACUUGAGGAUGUUUUACUAGAAUUCUUAGUCGCCUGAGGUCUACAGCAUGAGAUGCCAUGAUGUGCCCAGGAAGGAAUGUGAUUGGCAUCUUGUUAUGGCUGUCCAUAUGGUACUUGUGUGUUUUGAAAGAGGGUCGUGGUAGCUUUUUGCUGCCAAAUAAGGAUAUUAUGGAUGAUGAGGACAUUCAGAAACAAGUGGAUCAGGCCCUCCAGCUGGUGAACAAAGAUAGUUUCCAAGGAUGGCCUCUCGAGCAAAUAAAGCAGGUGCGAAUUUUAACAAUUACCUGAAUUUUAACAGAGUAUGGUCAAUUCAUGAACUAAACUUGGUUAACAAGCAUGAUAGUAAAUAAAUUAUAGAUGAUCUGUUAGCAAUCACUGUUAGCUAAACUUAUAGUCCCUAGUUCUGCUGUGUGGAGCAAGAGUGGCCGCUCAGCCAAGCGGAAUGCUCCCCUAACAGAUCUUUGAAGAGGAUCACCUUUGAGUAUCUAGUAAAUGACCAAGAAAACAAUGGAUUGAGCUUGUCCUAGACUUCCAUAUGGUUGAGCUAUCCGUCUUGCUCCAAGUGUUUAUUCACAAAACAGUGAAUUGAGGUGAUAUGAAAGCUCAGUUAUUUGGUCCUAAAUCUCAGAUCAAUAUUUAGCUUAUGACUUUUUUUUACUUUGAUAAAUUGUACACAGCGUGACCCAAAGGAAAGGGAGGCUCUUUUUCUACAAACUCCCCACUAUAAUUAUACCAAUAGGAGUUUGUGUGUGCAUUUUAAACUUUACACUUCGCUUACAUUUAUUGUUUUUUUACAGUACUUAACUAUUUUGUUUUGGUUCAUUUGAUUGUAUUGAUCUUCUGCAGGUAUUGAUGAUAAUUUAUUCUGGAACAGAUAAACAUAUCAUUUUAGAAAUAUGAGCAAUGAGUCUUUUUUCCCCCAAAAUACUUUAAUUAUUAUUUUUAUGUGUUAAAAAAGGUCUAUAUUUUUUUUAAUGGCUAUUUAAGAAUAAGGACAAUUAAUCCAUACUACCAGGGUAAGGAGAUAAAAGCAGACUGAAAUUAAGGCAUGCUGCUUAGGAUUCUCAAAUAUCUGAUUGAAAUGACUGACUUGUGAAUUUAAUUUCUCCCAAAUCAUGAUUUGUCUGAACUUUGUGUGAUUGGCAAGUUGGCAGAAUAUCUGAAUUCCAUGUGGCCAAUGGGCCAUAUAACCGAAUCAUUAAACAAUUGGGUGAGCCAUUGUAUUUGAUUCAUAAUUCUCUCCCUGUGGCCAAGAGAUGAUUGAUGGAAAAUUAUGAUCGAUGGGUAGAGAACAGCCAAAAUGCUUAUAUUAUUCACAGAUCAAGUAAGAAGUGACAAACGGAAGGAGAAAAAGAAGUACCGGUAAAGAAAAUCAACGAUUAUAUAUUUAAUAUAUCGCCCAAUGUACAUGAGCCACAUGGACAAAUAUACAGGAUAAUGCAUGAUCACAACAAGGGGGAGAUGGACUCUAGGCAUGGAUUAGUGUACAUAUGUAGACAGCAAUAGUAUCCUGCAAUGCCGUAUGACAUAAAGAGGCCUGUAUACACAAGCAUUUUCAUUAAUAUUACAGUUUCUCAACUCUUGUAUGUACUAAAAUGUGUAUCUUGUUAGAUGAGAAAUGCCCCAUAAUCUCUAUUACUUUAUACCCUCUCCGAUUUUCUUCAUAAGUGAAAUCGUGUAUUAUAAUAAAAGAAAAUGUAGUUAUUUCAUUUUCUUUAACAGUGUAUCUGAGCAGCAACAUGUACAUGUAUUUAUUUAUUCAUUAAUGUGGUUAUUUAUAAAAUAUUUUACCAGGAAGGAAAUAUUGAGGUUUCUCUCGUUUUCAAGUAUGCACAAAAAACUUUACACACAAAAUCCCUGUGUUGCUGUAAUUUUAUGUGCUGGCUAUGCACCCCACAUUUCAUGUUACAUAUUUCCACCAAAAAACAUGAACCUAUCGACAUGUGCUUCUGGGUGUUUCUCCUGUCCCGUUCAUUUGACCCCUUAUUAAGAGCGAAAUUUAACCCCUUAACGACACAUGACGGAAUAUUCCGUCAUGGUAUCCUUUUUUUCCAGAAGUUGUGUCCUCGAGGGGUUAAGCAUCUGCCCAAAAUGUCCCUGGUGAUUAGGAGACAAUUAGCUCAGGGCUGGUGGAACGAGCCCCCCUUUUCAUAACAGUGGUUACAAUAAAGAUAAAAGACAUGAUAAUGGUAGAGCUUAAUGCAAUCCUGGGUGGCCCCCAAGGGACCGGGGUUUAGACAGAUUGCAUUCCACAAAACAUGGGAUCUCUGGAUUGAUUUUCAUCAUCCGUUUCCAUAAAAUGCUCUGUUUUUGGUUCUUAGAGAGGAACAUCGUUCCCCGUUUCACUGUGCCUCUCCCUCCUACUUUCUUCUUUACUCUCCCUUACUUCUCCUUUCUAGAAUCUUCUUCCUUGCUUUGCUACUUUUGCUUUCGUUUAUGUUCUUUAACUAUUAUAAAAAGGCUCAGUGAAUGCGUUUUGCUUGUUUCUUUGUUUGACUUAUAUAGUUCAGGACUACUGAUUGAUUUAGAACUUUUGUGUUUCAUUUAACAUUCCUCGCUGAUGUUCUGAUUUUUCUUCUUGCGUAUGACUGCUCCAGAUUCAGUAGAGAAUUGUAAAAAAAAGACAAUAAUGGAUAUUUUAAAAAAAUUUUUAAACCCUGGAUCUGUUACAGGCGGUCCCCAGACUCCACAUAGGUUUGAUUGAAAUAUGGCUUCAGUUCCGGAAGCUUCUGAAGGAGCAGAACGAGGUGUGGACCAAAUUAAGAAGGAUGACUCGCCAGUCUGCCGUGUCCUGCCAAGGUACUCACGCCAACAUGAGGACAAUGUCUGGAUUUGUAUUACAAUGGCGCCAUUCACUCAGUCCAUUAUACGGUACUAAAAACCAGGAAAAUCAAUUAAUCUAGUUAUUAGAUAUAAAAGAAAACUAAUAAAACCAAAAACAGAGUAAAUUACUAGCUAUCAAAAAGAUUCUACAUUUUUGUUCCAGACAUUUCUCCCAGUCUCCAGUGGGUAUGGAGAAACCCAGCAGCGGUUUCCUGUCAAACCGUUUUGGAGCCCACAGGCAGCUAAAUAGAAAGUGUGGCGGAUUCAGUUCCCCAUUAACUUUUGAACACAGACAGAACAUGCAGAAAUGAAUCUGCCACACUGCCCAUGAGGCUGCGAAGGGCCCCGGCUGCGAGGGCCAUGGACUGCCCCUUUAAGAAUGUCCCUCAGCGUGCCCCUUUAACUAUGUAUUUUACUAAUAAUAAUAUGUAUUCCCACGAAGCAGUCAAUUAAAACCUGUAAUUCAAUUUAACUAGAAUUAUGCACUAUAGUUGUCGCAUAACUCCCAAGUAAGGCUGCAAAUAAAUGUGAUGUUUAUGAGCCAUGAAAAGUACAAGGUAGUCGUCUCUUUGUUCUAAAAAGGUUGGAACAACUGAUAACGGCUGUUCAAAUAAAGUAAACACUCAUUAAUAGAGUCUGUAUGGAACAUAAAUAGCAGCAGAAUAGAGAACGUUUAGCUCAGUGAUUCUAAACAUUUUGUGAUACAAGACUUCCAUGAUGCCCAGCCAGAAGAGUGGAUGGUUGGCCAUUACCAAUCUAGCCUCUGAAAUGAAUGCAGCAUUGUAAACACUCCCAGUGGUCUUGUGUGUUACUGCAGGUUAAAAAAUAAACUGUCCAAAUUCUUUACGUUUUAGCAGUUAUAGAAUCAUUUGCCACCCUCCGUCAGUCCCUGCCCAGCUUGGCACUAAAAUAUCAACGUGAUACUCCUUUCCUUGUAUAUACAAAUAUUCUGCUAUCCACACAUUCAAAACAGAAAGAAUUGUGAUGCAAUAAUCUUGAAUCUUUGUAAUCUUCAUUUAAUCUACUUUAAAUAUUUUAUUGAAUUAGUUUGAUUUUCAGUUAAUUAAGUUAAGAGAAAAUACAUUUUAUACUGGUGUGCAUCUUUACUAAGUCCUUGUUAAAGUGAAAUUAAAUUUUUAUGUAAUUAUGAGUUACCUGUGUGUGAUUUAUUACAAUUGUACAUUGAUACAGAAUAUGUUGGUGCUUUAUAAAAUAAAACAGUAAAAAUUAUAUUGCAAAUCUAUAACAAAUUAGUGAGGGGUAAUAGUUAUGAUUACAUGUGUUUUUCAGAAGUAAAAACUGAAAUGUCAGAUUUCAGUGGCAAUCUGACCUCCAGAAUGGAUGCCAUCGAGAAGCAAGUAGCAGAGAUUCAACGCAAGGCAGAGAGUGUGGAAGAAGUGUGCAGAUGCGAAUAUAGGACAGUGUCCGAAAACCAGCUUGAUGUUAACCAGACAGACUCCAGACAGCAGCCAGCUCAAACCACAACCAUUCACGUACAAGGCAAAAAUAAUUCCUCAGGAUCUAACAAGCGUUACAAAGCGAACGUAGAGAAACUAUCCCAGAAGGUGGCCAGCCUGACAGAGCUCCUGAAUGGUCACAACGAGCUACUGGUGGAAUUAUAUCAACGCAUCGCUGUGCUGGAGGGGACUCAGAACACACAACGCGUUUUGACAGAUGUUCAAGAAAAGGGCAGAGGAGAUAAUUAGAAGAGCAAAAUGGAUCAGCAUGAGGUUCAGCAGAGAACAUGUCAUAUCUCCCACUGUUCCAGUGGCACAAGAGGUGUCUAGGUUCAAUGAAAGGACAUUAGAGGGCUAGCAGGUGACUUUUUAGCAAGAUGAGGAGGUAGACUUCAUCCCAGUCACCAAAACCUUCAUGUCCUGGUAGUCACUGCCCAAUGAAACCCACGCAUUCUUGUUUGACCAAACUGGACUUGACUACUUUUUCAACAAAUUUUUUUAAAAUGCUUAAUUGAAAACCGAAAAUUACUUUAAACAUAUGGAAAAACAAAUCUUUAAGCCUUGUGGGAUUAGAGUUAGGCAAAUCCCUUAUUAUUUCAAACAUUGUGACAUUGACUUGGCUGCUGAUUUGAGAAGAAUAAGGGCUUAGCUACAGGAGGCUUCUGUGUCUUCUCAGUCCAGCCCGGCCCCUCUAAAUGUUUAGCAGUUUACAGGUGGACAUGGAAGCAUGAGGACAACUUGAUGGAGUUGUGCUGAUGGCGCAGGGGAACACCUGAAUCGCUGUAGUUGCAUUUUACAAUCAGGACAACUCCAUCAAUUACCCUAAUGCAGGAAUAGGAACCCAGUCGUUGUGGACUACAUCCCCCAUAAUGCUCUUACAAACAUAAUGCUGGCAAAGUAUCAGGGAGAUGUAGUCCACAACAUCUGGAGUGCCAAAAGUUGUCUACCCCUACCCUAAUGUCACAAGGUCCUCCUAGUUCAUAGGUGGGCUUCCACAAGAUGGUCAUUGGGCAGUAAUACUGACACGUGGUGGUAUAAGACACAUGGGUUUGUUAUGAUGGAUGGAGGGCUGUGAUGUACAAGGGGGCUGUGAUGAGUAUGGACUUGGUACUGAGGGAGUCUGUAAUGGAUGUGAAAUGAUGUAUGUCCAUUACAGAUGUAUGGUGGACUGUAAUGGACGUGAUGGAAAUUUGAAAAUAAACUAAUAAACUGAUAAACAGAUAAACCAUGCACAUUUUUGCCAUUUUAAUUGCUUUGGAGCUCUGAAAUAAAUCCCUAUAUAACAUUGAGUUUUAAUACUGAGGAGCUCUGUGAUACACUCAUACACACUGUACAUUACUGUGAUUUUUAAUACCGUGGAGCUCUGUGAUACACUCAUACAUAUUGCACAUUACUGUGAGUUUUAACAGCUGCGACUGGGCCUGUCACUCCAGGAGGUCAGUGCGGGUGUCCAUCAAUCAGUGCGUGCGUGUCUGUCACUCAGUGCAUGUGUGUCUGUAAGUGUGUGUCUGUUUGUGUCUGUCAGUGUGUGUGUCUGUCAGUGCGUGUGUAUGUGUCUGUCACAAAUGUAUGGGGGUGGGAGAGACAUAUGGGGGGCUAGGGAGUGGGUGAUAAACAUGGAGGGACUGGGUGGAGAAAGAGACGUGUGGAGGGUCUUGCAGAAGGAGAUGAGAUGUGUAGAGGGGAGGGUGGGGGGAAUGAGACACAUGGAGUGGCUGGCGGGGGUAUGAGACACAUAGGUGGCAGAAUUUGCAUGUGCUUCUAGUCAACAUGAAGUGUUGCAUGUCUAGAUACAUUUACUUAUGCCAACAUUCACUCCAUAUCCUAUUUUCACUCUGUAUUUUAUACAUGUUUACCACAACAAGAGCAGAGGGUUAAGGUUGUUCCGCUUCUUUUUAUUAUUAUAGUAAUUCCUUUGAGGUUGUCCAGGAUGUAAUUAAAAGGGCACUACAGAAAGGAACUAACUGUUCUUCUUUUUUUGAAAAAAAAAUUUAAAUUCUUUAUUUUUGUUGUACAUGAAAAUAUGACAGAUUAGCCUGCAAAACCCCAACAGCACUGGCGGAUACAAAAUAUAACACAUAACAAAAAGGUCCGCAUUGUGAGAAUACUGCACAUUUUUAUAGAAAGAGAAAAUAUAUUUAGCUAUGCAUGCACGUCUAACUGAUUUGCUGAAGAUAAGAUUAAAAACAUAGAGAUAUGCUAGGCGUGGAAAGUGUAAAUAAUAGUAGAACAUGAGGUCCCCAGGCCGGUAGUCCAACAUUAGGCCCUUCAGGCCCAAUAUAUCUGACUGGAUCUAUCAGGCUGCAUGGAUGGAAUAAAAGGGGAAAGAAAAGAAUAACAGCAACAUUAUGCCAUCUAGCUUCAGGGGAAGGUAACAGUGUUAUUCAGGGCAAAUGAAACAAGACCGUUGUGGUUCCACUCAGCCUAUGCCAACAGCAGGCAGGCCAGAGUCCCCCCAGGAGGUGUAGUGCUGCCAGUCUGGAAGCUGGAGUGCUGUUGAAGUGUUGACUGGGAAAUUUGGUAAUCUCACAGAUUCAUUUUGUGCAUAUUUCAAAAGGCAGGUCCCCAAUCUCCAUGUUUCCUGCUUAGUUGACCUCUCGCUGGCCCGUGUGUGCUCAGUGUUAGCUUGCGCUUUGCCCUCCACAUGGCCUCGCCCAUUUCAAUCGCGGUGCUUGAGUUCCAAGAGUUGCCUGUUGACCGAUAGUCAGUCGAUGCGGACUUUGAAGUGCGUGCAACUUGGCUUCCAGCUUCCACCAAAAGGCAUUGAAGAUAGCAUCUAGGCAGCUCAGGGGACAAGAUUUCAGUCAGGUUUACAUGUGGCGUCCGCCAUUUUGUGGACCUCGCUGUUAGAGGUAGCGAAGCCUGCAGCUUUGCCAUCGAACUCCUUCAUAUCCAGGGUGUGGACUGGGAUCACCCCCACCAGUCCAUAGAGGGGGUUGCGGGACCCAAGUUGCAUGUAGCGGUUUCCUGCCAAUGCCGGUUGGGAGAUCGGCCGCCUCUCCCUUUCACAGUCUCAGACAGGUCCUAGAAGCACCAACUUGUUGCUUAUAAUGACCGCGGGAAGUGUGCCUAGGCCAGUCAGCAAGUGCAGGAGUGGUAGGGGAUGGUGCCUGCCCAGGCUUAAGAGCCCAAGUUAAUGUCAGAUAAGAUUAUUCAUUAAUGUUCUAGGAACUCCCUGGAUGUGCGUCCAAGUGCCAUGAUGGUCAGGCCCUGCCCUCCUUUUAAAAAAAUGUUGAUGCAUCAAAAAAUAUGCAAAAGAAAAAAAAGCAAUAGAAUAAAAGAUAGUCACUUUUAAAGUUCCUUGAAAUUUGUGCUUUUGCCCACACAUUACUUUAUCAGCCCUGUGCUUUGCCUGCUCCAGGAAGUCACUUGGCCAAUCAGGAGCCUCUCAUUAUAGUAUAUAGCAGGGAUCAGGGAUAGGCAACCUUUGGCACGCCAGAUGUUGUAAACUACAUCUCCCAUAACUGGCAAAGCAUCAUGGGAAGUGUAGUCCAAAACAUCUGUAGUGCCGAAGGUUGCCUUUGCCUGGUCUAUAGAGACUGCACUGUUGGGUAUGUUUAAAGGAACACUAUAGUCACCUAAAUUACUUUAGCUAAAUAAGGCAGUUUUAGUGUAUAGAUCAUUCCCCUGCAAUUUCACUGCUCAAUUCACUGUCAUCUAGGAGUUAAAUCACUUUGUUUCUGUUUAUGCAGCCCUAACCACAGCUCCCCUGGCUAUGAUUGACAGAGCCUGCAUGGAAAAAAAAACUGGUUUCCCUUUCAAACAGAUGUAAUUUACCUUAAAUAAUUGUAUCUCAAUCUCUAAAUUGAACUUUAAUCACAUACAGGAGGCUCUUGCAGGGUCUAGCAAGCUAUUAACAUAGCAGAGGAUAAGAAAAUCUUAAUUAAACUGAACUUGCAAUAAAGAAAGCCUAAAUAGGGCUCUCUUUACAGGAAGUGUUUAUGGAAGGCUGUGCAAGUCACAUGCAGGGAGGUGUGACUAGGGUUCAUAAACAAAGGGAUUUAACUCCUAAAUGGCAGAGGAUUGAGCAGUGAGGCUGCAGGGGCAUGUUAUAUACACCAAAACUGCUUCAUUAAGCUAAAGUUGUUCAGGUGACUAUGGUGUCCCUUUAACCAGGCAAUGCAAAGGGUAACAUGUAACAAGGGAGGUCCGAUACACAGAUUUCACAGCUCUCAGUGCACACCCUCAGUUCUGCUCUCAGAUGGGGUUUCUUGGUUAUGAGAGUUGUUAACCGAACUAAAGAUUAAAAACAAAAGUUUUGCUGAGUUUCCUGGAGACAUGAAAACUAUUGUUAUUGGACACUACAGCUACCGAGGGAUGAACAGAAAGGGUGGGAAGCUGUACACAAAUAGAGAAACCAGCAAGAAGGAAGUAUUUUAGGAUGGAAGAAGUGGGACAGAGAUGGCACAUUUACUUAUCUGCUAUCGUGAAUAAAUAUAGAUUUGUGAAAUCUCCAAAAUAAAAGUAAAUGUGUAAAUUCACAAUCCUGUAUUUAUCUGUAUCCUGACACAGAAUGCUUGCUAUCUCCUUCUCCAGCGCAAUGUGUGCCCUGCAGUGCCAGGACUGGACGUGAUGUCAAUUGCUGAAUCUUUAAAGGACCACUAUAGGCACCCAGACCACUUCAGCUUAAUGAAGUGGUCUGGGUGCCUGGUCCAGUUAGGGUUAACCCUUUUUUUUUUUAAUAAACAUAGCAAUUUCAGAGAAACUGCUAUGUUUAUAAAUAGGUUAAUCCAGCCUCUAGUGGCUGUCUCUUGACAGCCGCUAGAGGCGCAUGUGUGCUUCUCACUGUGAAAAUCACAGUGAGAAGACGUCAGCGUCCAUAGGAAAGCAUUGUCAAUGCAUUCCUAUGAGACUGGCUGAAUGCGCGCGCGGCUACUGCCGCGCAUGCGCAUUCAGCCGAAGAGGAGGAGGAGAGUUCCCCGCCCGGCUCUGGGAAGAGGAAGGGGUUAAAAUCUUACCUUUCUCCAGCGGCGGGAGGCUUUUUGCUGUAAACACUGUCUGUCAGAGAAAAUGCAGUGUUUACAUUACAGCCUAGUGAUAACUUCACUGACCACUCCUCAGAUGGCUGCUAGAGAUCCUUCCUGGGUCAUGGCUGCCUAAAAUGCAUCCAAACAUUCAGUGUCUCCUCCCUCUGCUUGCAGACACUGAACUGCUUUGUUUCACUAUAAUGUCUGACACUUUGCAUCCAUUUAUUUUAUGUCACUGUAUCACUUAUCCCAGCUAGAGAGCUCUGACCUGCUAAUAUCAGGCAAAGAACUACAGGUUCCGGCAUGCUCUGCGCUCGGUGUGAGCCCCGCCGGCCGCCGUUGCAGAUGCUAACCUUGGAUCACGUGACGCUCUGAGCGCUGUCUGUGCGUGGAUCACGUGACCAGACAGUCAGUACUCUGAGAGAGCGAGUGGAACCGUGAGCUGCCCUCAGCCAGCACGGACAUGGCGGACGUGUCCAAAAGAGUAACAUGGUCCGGCCGGGAGCAUCCACAACAUCAACAGCCGCCGGAGGAGGACGGGGAGAGCACCCCACUGCUAAAUGGCACCAACACAGGCGGAGCGCAGCAUGGCAGGGUGAGAGAGCUGACAGACCCCCCCAGGUCCUCAGUGAGUGGGACCCCCAGGUCCCUCAGUGAGUGGGACCCCCAGGUCCUCCUCAGUGAGUGGGACCUCCAAGUCCUUGUAGUGAGUGGGACCUCCCCGGUCCUCACAGUGAGGACCCCCUGUCCUCAGUGCGAGUGGGACCCCCCAGGUCCUCAGUGAGGGACCCUCCCCCAGGUCCCCCAGUGAGUGGGACCCCCUCCCCCAGGUCCUCAGUGAAGGGGACCUCCCCCAGGUCCUCAGUGAAAGGGACCCCCCAGGUCCUCAGUGAGGGACCCCCAGGUCUCAGUGAGUGGGACCCCCAGGCUGUCCUCAGCAGUGGGACCCCCAGGUCCCUUCAGUGUGAGUAAACUUCCAGGUCCCUCAGUGAGUGGGACCCCCCAGGUCCUCAGUGAGGGACCCCCCAGGUCCUCAGUGAGUGGGGACCCCACCCCCAGGUCCUCAGUGAGUGGGACCCCACCCCCAGGUCCUCACAGUGAGUGGGACCCCACCCCCUGAAAUCCUGCGGGGACCCACUCUUGCAGGUCCUCAGUGGCGGGGACCCCACCCCCCAGGUCCCUCAGUGAGUGGGACCCCACCUCCCAGGUCCUCAGUGAGUGGGACCCCACCCCCCCAGGUCCUCAGUGAAGUGGGACCCCACCCCCAGGUCCUCAGGUGAGUGGGACCCACCCCCAGGUCCUCACAGUGAGCGGGGACCCCCAGGUCCCUCAGUGAGCGGGGACCCCACCUCCAGGUCCCUCAGGUGAGUGUAGGGACCCCACCCCCAGGUCCUCAGUGAGGGACCCCACCCCCCCAGGUCCUCAGUGAGUGGGACCCCACCCCUUGCGAAAACCUCAGGGGCAGUGAGUGGGACCCCACCUGUGUCCCAUGGCAACCCCACCCCCCAGGUCCUCAGUGAGUGGGACCCCACCCCCCAGGUCCCUCAGUGAGUGGGACCACCCCCCAGGUCCUCAGUGGAAGGGACCCCACCUCUCCCCAGGUCCUCAGUGUGAGUGGGACCCACCCCCAGGUCCUCAGUGAGGGGGACCCCACCCCCCCAGGUCCUCAGUGAGUGGGACCCCCCGGCAGCCAGGGGUGACAGGUCCUCAGUGAGUGGGACCCCGGCAGCCAGGGGUGACAGGUCCUCAGUGAGUGGGACCCCGGCAGCCAGGGGUGACAGGUCCUCAGUGAGUGGGAGCUGGGCAGGUAGGGGGGACCUGGAUCCACAGUGAGUGGGAGCUGGGCACUGCAGGGGAGACCUGGGGCCACAGUGAGUGGGAGUUGGGCAGGCAGGGGGGACCUGGGGCCACAGUGAGUGGGAGCUGGACAGACAGGGGAGGCCUAAGGCCACAGUGAGUGGGAGCUGGGCACUGCAGGGGAGACCUGGAGAGAAGUCACUGAAGGCUCUGUAGCCAGAGAAAACCUCAGGCCAGAUUAGUGGGAAUUUGUGAGGUAGGUUGCUGGAAAAGAAUUAGUGGAAAUCUACAGAAGAGGUAAAAUAUGAGCAAAUGCUGCAACAGGAGGUAUGUAAGGGAAAUGUUAUCCAUCAAACCAGGAAGUGACCAGAUAAUUGUCAGGAAUUCAAACUGAAUUUUAGAAUUUUGGCCAAAUUCAUUUCCAAGGCUGUUAUUAUUAUUAUUAUUAUUUGUUUCCUACUGUUUUGGCCUAAAUGUGAAAUUCCCCUUUAAUGCAUAUUAGCCAAGCCUUAUUCUCGAAUCCCAUUCAAUUCACAAAAGUUCUUAUUUUAGUGACGAUCUCUGUAAAUGCUUUUGCAGUGUUGCAGUUUAGUAUUCGGAAUGUGUUCUUUUUACAUCAUACACUGGUGGCUCUACAAAGGAAGUCUUGUUUCAGUCUUCGAGAAUGGUGAUAAAUAAUCUAUAGCGACAUCUCACAUGCUUUGAAUUUAGUUUUUUAGUUUUUUUUCUCCUCUCCAAAUGCUAAUGAUUUAAAGAUGCUAAUAUGAAUUAUUUUGAACCAAUUUUGAUUAUAUAUUGCAACAUUUUGUAAAUGCUGCUUUUUUUUUUUUUUAAUACUUCUAGUGGUGCAAUAGACAAACCCCAUGCGUUGCCCAAAACCUUUCCUAAUAUAUUAAACUGAUUGUUGAAAUCAGUGCUGACUUGUUUGUGCAGACCAGCUAUAAGAGGAUAUCUCCUUGAUCACAUUCUUAGCACUGAGCUGCUGAAGAUAUGGAGUAAAGAGACAAUCUUGAUGCAAGUCGGUUCAGAUAAAGAAGUAGUAUUGUAAAUACCAGAGAUAUAACCGUCUCUGGAAAAUGAUACUUGAGCUUAACAACAAAAAAACCUAUACUUUUCUAGGCCGAUUCAUUGUCUAAUCACUGAUACAAACUUCAGAUUAAAAUAGCAAUGUGAUGAUCAUAACUGGGUUGUUUUUUUUUUAGGCUAUUAUAACCUAAAUUUUGCAAAUUCUGUUUUCGAGUCUUUAUAGUAGCUUAUUUAGUAUAAUUUCCAAUUUAAGCAUUAGUCACAGCUUUGCUGUUUUAGACUACAUCUUCAAAUUUGGUUAUCAGUUAGUUGCUAAUCUGUGUUUAAUUCAUAAAUGUCUUAUCAUAAUGUUGGACUUUAUCAGCAUUUUCCUUUCCUGUUGUACUGUAAUUACUAUGUCGUCAAGCUUCACAAAGAGAGAUGUACCAUUAAAAAGACUGAAGCAAAUGCACAAUUAGAAUAUAGAAAUCUCAAUAAUAUUAAUUUAAAAAAAUGAAAUAACCUGAAGUGGCUUUAGCAAGUUAUUUAUAUAAUAAAAACAGAAUUUCUGUAAGGUGUAGGUAGUUAGUGGCCAUUGAAAACGUCUAGGAGAGGUUCUUUGCUAGGAAUAUAAUUUGGACUCGUGUGUCUCAGACUAUCCGAUGCCAUAAUAAUGUAGCCGGGUUAGACACUCUAAAUACAGAAACAUGUCCAUUCUUUCUGGUCAUAUGGUGUUUAUUACUGCUAUCCUCAAGUGUGUUCUUAAAUCUUCCUUUUGUCAGUUUGCCAAAGAAAAUGUGAAAUCAAGAUCACAAUGUAUGCUUGUUGUUUCCAGACAUUUCUCGUGUUACGUUGCUACUGGUGGGAGUACUGUGUACCAUGAGAUGUAAUGCGUGUCCUGCGUUAUAGAAUCUUAAUUACUGUGCGGUUUAGUGUAGAGCUGGGAGCAGCAUUGAAACCAGCUAUUGGCUAGUGAACGUUUAGCCUUGGCAAAUAGAAUUUUAUAAGUUGUAUGUUUAGCAACUUCAGGCAUUUAGGGGCACCAUAAUAACUUCAUCUUAAUGAAGUUGUUAUGGUGUCUGGAGGUCUUUGUAAUAGACAAGUUUUUAAUUCGGUGACAGAACCAAUGUGGCUUAUCUUUUCCCUCUGGGAAAUUGGUGGUCAAUGUCUCCUGAUUUCAGAAUCACAUGGUGGCUAGUCAUCUAACUCUGGACUGAUUACGAGAACACGUUUUCUAAGAACUGUCCUAGUUUUUCCAGUAGUUUGUCACGUUUUCUUGAUUUUGAUUUUUCCAUCAUGCUAUAGUUGGGCCAUUUAACCCUAUAUGGUUGUUGAACACUUUUGGGUAGCACAGUGAAUAUUCCUGUGGCACCCGUGGCCAUUAUAUGGGGUAGCCAGAAGGAAUUCUACAUUUAUAAUACAGUAUUUACAGAUUAUUACAUCCUCUUGGUCUGAAGCUCUGUAAAGCAUCCUUGAUACUUUCAAAGUCAGCUUUUGUUAGCACAUUAAGAUUAUCAAGAGAAUAAAGGGACGUUUUAUGGGUGAAUUACUUCCAUCAUAAACUGUAGCUGUUAUUGUGCUUAAUGUCUCUUUAACCCCUUAAGGACCAAACUUCUGGAAUAAAAGGGAAUCAUGACAUGUCACACAUGUCAUGUGUCCUUAAGGGGUUAAGACAGUUAUACUUGAUAGUGGAAUUGGACGUUUUGUAGGGACUUCAAACAAAAUGUUGAUGCAUUUCUCCCCUAAGGCUAUUUCAUAGAAUUAGUGGAUGCAGUGAUCCUGAAAGCAGUUGGUUCACAAAAUUGGUAGCCGUAUGUACUUGUUUAAUAAAUGCAAGCUUUGUAUUUGAUUUGGGAGUGGGAAAUCAGUUUAAUACACAUCCAUUAGAGCCAGACCUUUGUGGCAGGUGUGUCUACCGCAGCAUGUAAAAUGCCUUAUUACCUGCAUUGUUCUGGUUGCUUCGGGUGUUUUUCAAAGUAAGACGAACGUUUUUUUUAAUUCAGUUUUGCCUAAUCAAAACGUCCUUUUGUAGUCUUUUAAUCAAUAAUCAGCAUUGCAACAGCCCAUUUUCAAUAUGAAUGAUAUAGUUCCCCUUGCAGUGUCCUAGCCACAUGUUUAACUUGAGUUAUUUAUACAGUUUAUUCUCUAAUUUGUGAAUUGUUCAUCUAAAGUGCAUUUUUACAUUUUGAGCCAAAACAGCCAUGCUGAAAUAAACGCUGACUUGGCGAAUUUUUGAAUUUCAACUAUUGCUAUAAAAAUUAGAAUUGUAUGAUUUUCCAGCAAUUGACACUUUAAUAAAUGGUUCCACUGAUGGCAAAAUGGAACAAAUAUAUUUUGCAGAUCUGGUAGGAGGUGGUGGUGAUUUAAACUAGAGAUUGUGUAUAUACUUCUAUACAUUGUAUCUUGUCCUAUCCCUAGUUCCACCACACACCACAGCGGCCAUUUCUGUCGUGUCCAGAUGUUGAGUUACAAUACCAGAAGUGUGGUUCCUGUUACUGUUAAACCGGGUUUUCCAAACUCUGGCCCUCCAGAUGUUGCUGAACAACUCCCAUUAUUCUUUGAAAUAAAUAGAUAACCAGUGAAUCAUGGGAGAUGUUUGGAGAACCUUGCUUUAAAAUAUCCCCUGUCUUGGGUCCAUCUCCAGACCUUAGAAUUCAGAGUUUGUCUCAGUGGCUUACAGAAUAUUCAGAUGGAGAAUGUUUUAUAUACAAACUGUGCUGUUAUAGGCCGUGCUUACUGAUAAACAGAAAGAUUAAAGGAUUGUUUGCAGUUAUAACAACCUAACCGUUUAGAGAAUCAGGAAAGGGAAGUUAAAUGCUUUUAUUUACAGUAUUUAAGAAAAUUGAGCAAUCAAAUCUCGUCAGUUUUCUCUUUUGAUUAGUAGAUCCUACAGAUAUUUCUGCUUGGCUUCAAGUCAGCAGGCUCAGGUAUUGGGCUGUGACGUGUUUUCUUCGGCUCGUACACAGAGCAGUCUGCCUUUUGUGAAAUUCCAAUGCAUUGUGAAAAUGCACCACUCAAAGCUUUGUACUUCUGCAAUUAUGGCUUUUAUAGAUUACUUGCCUGGCUAGAAAACUGACAGAACUGAAUACUCUUAUCUCAAAUGCAAAUACACAAAACAAAGUGUAGAUUGCUAGAACUUUAAAGAGACCGUUCAUAAAAAAAAAAAGGAUGGCUAUCGUGAAAGUCAUUCAGUUGCAAUAUAAUACCGAGAUCCUUUUGUGUGGCUUAGACCUCUUAGGAAAUUCUCCCUUUACAACUAUUUUUGAGAGAAUUUGCAAAGUGUGAGGGCAGCGAUUGUUCCAUCCACAUAUCACAGAUGUCAAUGUUAUUCAACAAGCACUCCUAAUUUUGAUGUUUCCUAUCCGUUGUCGUUGGCAUUUUUUUUUCUUUCUUCAAACUAUAAAAAUAAAGUACUGUCCCUUUCUCAGAUGUAAUUUACACUUUCCACAUAAUUUGUCAGUUCCACCUUACCCAGCCGGCAGUGAUUGGCUGGGAGUGCUGCGAAAGGCUAUAGGUGUAACUCACAAAUUUUAAGAUGGAGAGAUUGGUCUUUGGUUGGCAGUGAGAGCCCUCGGUUUUUGUCGAUCUAUCUCAGAAGAUCCAUAACCCCUACACUGAGCUCAGCUAAAGUGUCCAUUUAUGGAAGAGAUAUUGGGGAAUGGGAGACGGUGAUACUAACUAAGAGUUCAUCUAGAAUAUUGUCUUCAUAAAACCAAAAUGCAAUGCAUUCUAGUUUUUAGGAUGUACGUAGCUGUAUGUUUGUUUCGAUAAAAACAUUUUUAUAUAUAUAUAUAUUCUUUUAGAUUGCCCAAAAAUCACAAUUGUUGACUAGUGCUGUCCCGAACUGUUCUCCGAACGGUUCGCCGCGGACUCCAGUCAGCUGACACAUUCCAGCCAAUCAGCAGCAGACCCUCCCACCUCCUGGACAGCUCACUAAGAAUGCAGCUUCAAAAUGGAUGCUGUCCAGGAGGUGGGAGGGUCUGCUGCUGAUUGGCUGGAAUGUGUCAGCUGACCGGAGUCCGCGGCGAAUAUUUCGGGACAUCACUAUUGUUGACCUGUUUGGAGCAUCACUGACAUUGUUUCCAUAGCUUUUUGCAUUCUUCCUCUAACAGUGGUUAACCCCUGAGUGCUGGGCAGCGAUAGCUUAGAAUUAUUGUAAGUCAAUCAAGGAACUCGUUUUGCAAAGUGUUUUAGUAGAGGAAGUAACCGUGUAACCAGUAUUAAAUCGUGCUAAAUGGUAUGCAGUAUAUGUGUGAAUGUUCUGCAUGAUGGUACAAUGCAUCCAGCGUAACUGGAAAUUCAAAACCAGAUUAUAAAUAUUCUGCGAAAAUACACCAAAUAUGUGGAACUGGAAAGGAAGAAAUUUCAAAGUCAUGCACAGCCAUCAACAACACUCUUGUUUCUGUAUAGCAAACUUGUCUUGUUGCAGUGACUUGUCUUGUGCACUUGUUGUACAGCGCUGCAGAAUAUGUUGGAAUUUGUAAAUAAUGGUCACUCAGAAGCACAGAUCCAAUCUCCUCCCAGAAUGCAUUGUGUAUGUGUUGGGGGGAGGCAAUGUGGUCACAAAACGCAUGUUGUGUAUAUAUAUCUAGCGAUGUGUCUGUGUUCAAACUGUCUGUCAGCUCUGUUGCCACAGAAACCAUGGCAUCUCCCACAUCUAGUAACUUUAUAUUUUUGUUUUAUCCCCAUUAGGUCAAUGUGUGUUUUGGGGUUAAAUGAGGGAGAUGCGGGGUUUGGAAGUAUCAAGGUUAACAUAUAUCAGUAGCAUUGUGUAUUGCCAGAGGUUGGUGAUACAUGCAUGGUUACUUUCUAUCGAGCCGUCCGGCUGCCAUUGUCACACUUUAUAGAGUCCUUCACCAUUUGUUUUUCCAUAGUACUCCAGCCAAAGCUUUUUUCAAACUGGCCAGCUGAGCACGGUGGAUCUUGGCGAUGAGAAUAAUGAAGUGGUGAGUUUGCAGAUAACAUGUCUCUCUGCCUUUCCUGUUAUUCACACAAAUCUCAUAGCCGUCCAUUUAAUCAAUAUCGAAUGUUCUGUUUUGAUUACAGUGUUUUGCAUGUUACAAUCAUUAACAGUUCGUAAUGUUUCUGAGCGGAUCAUGUUGCUACUGAUUUGUGAACAACCAUCGCCACUUGUCUGGUCACAUGUCCUUGUCAAACGACUUCUUUGUGAACCUUUUUUUUUUUUUUUUUAUCAUUGUACAAAGCAUAACAUCAUGUUUCUCAUUCUGCAUUAUCCAAGAUGUCACUGUGAAAGUUAUGGGAGAACACGCCAGGCUUACAAAUAAAUACAUUAGUUUAUAUCUCUGGUGUGUUGGCGGCUGUAUUGGCCAUUAUUUUCCCCAGUACCUGUAAAAUAGAGGUUACUUACCUAUAAAAAAAAUAUGCUGUGAAUAAACUGCAACACUUUGCUUAGAUUAGGUCCACCAUAUUUAUCCUCUAACCUGGUUAGGGGACAGUCACUGUGUUUAUACUCUCAGCUGUAUAGGUGACAUCCGCCAUGUUUAUCCGCUAUAAAGCUUGGAUGGCAUCCACUGUGUUCUCAGUCUAACCAACUUAGAUGGCAUCCAUUGUGUUCUGUCUAACCAACUUGGAUGGCAUCCAUUGUGUUCUCAGUCUUACCAAAUUAGAUGACAUCCAUUGUGUUCUGUCUAACCAACUUGGAUGGCAUCCAUUGUGUUCUCAGUCUUACCAAAUUAGUUGGCAUCUAUUGUGUUCUCAGUCUAACCCGCUUAGAUGGCAUCCCUUGUGUUCUCAGUCUAACCCGCUUAGAUGGCAUCCAUUGUGUUCUCAGUCUAACCCGCUUAGAUGGCGCCCAUUGUGUUCUCAGUCUAACCCGCUUAGAUGGCGCCCAUUGUGUUUUCAGUCUAACCACCUUGGGUGGCAUCCAUUGCGUUCUCAGUCUAACCAGCUUGGGUGGCAUUCAUUGCGUUCUCAGUCUAACCAACUUGGGUGGCAUCCAUUGCGUUCUCAGUCUAACCAACUUGGGUGGCUUACAUUCUGUUCAGUCUAACCUGCUUAGAGGGCAUCCACUGUCUUUCUACCCUUUUGAUAACCAGUUUUUCUCUUCACUGCAGGAAGCUGAACUUACUUCUAAGCUGGACAAAGAUGUAACACACACAGAGAAUCUAUUAUCCCUCAAGUAUGAGGUAUGAAAAAUUUGCUUUUUUUUAAAAUUAAAAAUGCAUUUAAACAGUUAUGCAUGUGUUUUUAAAUAUAUGUAUUGAAAGACCCCAUAACCACCACAGCACAUUUUAAUGGUGAUGGUGCUAGAAGUCCACUGGCUCUACAUCACUGUUAAGCGUCAAACCAUUUUGGGACAGUUUUAAACCUUGGACCCCAGUGCUCCAUCACUAACUGGACUACUUUUCCUGUAUUUAGAACAUUCUGCCAAGGCUGGCAGGGAAUGCGUUUUAAGCACAUCAGAUAAAACGUUUUUAGAUGUUGGAGUUUCUGUAAUAGUUAUGUUUAUAAAGUUGUCUGACUGGCUCAUAUAAAGUGUGUAAAGUAAUAAUCCUAUUCUGGUCUGCCACUUCUGCAGAGUUUGGAUUACGACAAUAGUGAAAACCUGUUGUUUCUGGAAGAAGAACGUAGAAUAAAUCAUACGGUAAGUUGUCCUUUUACCACAUAUCCAAUUUUUUUUUAUAUGUAUCCCUUACUUCCCAAAAACCUAAUCUGGUGGGAAGCCACUAAUUCUUUAGCUGUAUAGUUGUUGGGUUGGUACUCACAGUUUCUUUACCGAUAUUAGUUUUGUUAAUAUAUUAUUUAUUUAUUUGCAGUAUUGAAAUCUUUAAAACAUUAUUGCUGGUCAGAAAUUCUAGAUGUUGAUGGCCUGUUCUGGCCUUUUCAUUCCAUCUCCUGAAGAUAUUAAUGAAAAGUUUUUUGACUAAUUAGCACAGAGUUGAUGUGAUUUUUGUAUGUAUACCUGAGUCAGUGGCCAGUAGGUACCUCUGCCUUUUCUUUUGUAGGAGGUUGGGAUUGACACUAGCCAGAACUUAGAUAGGCACACAAAGCACUGUAACCACUACUGCGUAAAGGAGUGGUUAUGGUGCACAAUCUUUUGCUGCAGCUUCUUCAGUUUUGUCCAAAUGAUUUAAAAUAGCUGUUAAGAGAGAAAAAAAAAAGUCUCACCCAUCAUGCUUUGCUGCCAGUAAGAUAAUGGAAAUUGGCUCAUCCGUUUAUAAAAGUUUGCUUGUUUAAAUGGAUACAUUUUAAGUGUUGCAUGUCUCUUUAAGAUAAAUCACUGCAGUCCUCACAGGAUGCCCCUUUCUAUAUGCUGCACUACUCAAUGGACUUAAUUUGUAGUGUAACUGUAUUAUCUUAAUUUGUGUGAAUGUGAUAAACAAGGCUUACUCUGUGUGCUGUAUCAAUCUGUAGAUUAGAGUCCCGCUCAUCAUAAUCCUUUUAACUUUAUUUUGUAAUUUAAAAAAAUAUAUAUAUAUAUAUUUUUGUGUUGCAGGCAUUCCGGACGGUGGAGAUCACGCGAUGGGUGAUAUGCGGCAUGAUCGGUAUCUUAACCGGACUCAUUGCCUGCUUUAUAGACAUCAUGGUUGAACAAUUGGCUGGUGUGAAAUACAAAGUGAUCAAAGACAGUAUCCUCUUACCAACAGUGGUCCGUGCAGAACAGUACUCGCGCUCCAAGCUGUCCUUCCACCCCCCAUUCCCAGCUAUGCUGAAAGACCCAAUAUCAGCAGCAAAUGGCUGAUUAUAAAUGUUUGUUUUUCAGAUAAAAAGUACCUGUUUAGCCCAAGUGAAGAUAGUUUGUUAAAUGUUUGAUUGUAGGGAAAACCAAUCUAUUUUCAGUACUACAUAGUAAAAAACAUAAAACAGAAGUUAUAGCUUGUAUUGUCAUCUGGUGUGGAUAUUCAGAUAACUUCAGCUGUUGGCAAACUACAACUCCCACGAAACUUUGCCACACAUCAAGUGGCCAUUAUAGUUCAUUUAACCCAUUGAGAGGAGGGGCCCCACAGAAGAGUAAAACCCACGAUUACUGUAUACUAUUUGUUCAGGUCCUGUCAUUCUCUGUCAUGUGAACCCCAAUUAGCCAGUAUUGUGUCAUGGUUUUAAUUUUGUCAUCUUCCUCGUCAUUUUCUUAACAAGUGUGUUAAGAUAUCGACAAAUUCACAGAGAAAGGAGGGUUAUCGUUCUCGCUGCUCCUCUGGGCGACGCUAAACGCUGCCUUUGUCAUGGUGGGCUCUCUCAUAGUCGCCUUCAUAGAAGUGAGUGUCUUCUUGGGAUGUGUGUAUCGGUGAAAGGGAAUGGUUUCAUUCUAAAAUUAGCACCUUUGUCAUGUAUAUAUUGUUAAAGUGUUAAAAGAUUUCCUGCCACAAUAAAAAAAAUACUUUCUACCUUCAUAUUAGGCAUUUAGCUUAAAUCAAAUGGUAAAAAUCUCAAUUCCAGCUGAAAAUUUUCAAAAGGGGGAAGGGUUAAAAUAGUUGCUCAGGACACUGAAAUUUGGGAAGCUAUUGAUCUCUUUAUUAAAGUAACAGAAGGCACAGGUUAAUAUUACGAUUUGUGCUUGACGAGUGUUUGCAUGUUGUGUAACUCCUAAGAAACAGACAUGAAACCACAAUGUUUAUUUGUGAAGUUAAAGCCGUCUGAGCUGUAAUUAAAGCAGUAGCCUCUUUGCACCCUCGGGAUCUAAUGCCUCUCCUAGUGAUGCUCCUGUCCUGCAUUUAAGCAGUCUUUAUUCUGGAAUCUGUUGGGUCAAUUUGUACGACUGAGUUACUCCAGUUGCAUGGCAGAUAUUUUGCCUAGACGGAGAUUAGACCCGCACAAGUCUUGGCCAACUCGUUUCCCCAGAAACAAACUCAGUGUUGUUAUGGUCACAGUUGGAUGCAUUCAUUAAAUCAUGAAUUCCAGUGAGUUGCCAAUUAAAAUGGGAAAUAUGAGCCAAAAUGGGAAGAUGGCAAUAAUAUCUAAUGCUACUAUUUUCAAGAUUUUAUUUAUUUUUUGUCAUAGAUUUUAUGACUUUGUAGCAAAUUUCAGCCCCUCAAAGUUUAGUGAAUAAUUGAAGGAACCUGUAUUUUCUAUUGCUUACCUGUCUGUUUUGUUUUGCAGCCGGUAGCUGCUGGCAGCGGCAUCCCCCAGAUUAAAUGUUUUCUGAACGGCGUCAAGAUUCCCCAUGUUGUCAGACUCAAGGUACAGAUAAUGACAUUUUACCUGUGUUCACAGGAUCACAGACAAAGAAAAGCUGUGGUUGUUUUAGAAUAUGUAAAUCCAUUUAGUUAAAAAUGGGAGACUCAUGAGAGCUUGGCAAGUGAGCUUACAAUUUAGUUUAUAUUGAUAAUUGGCCCACUCUCACUGGGUCUUUUAGUGGUAUGCACCCCUUUACAUCUCCAUUAAAUGUUUCUCCUUUCGUCCCCUAUCCAGACAUUGGUGGUAAAGGUUUGUGGAGUCAUAUUCUCUGUAGCUGGAGGACUUGCAGUUGGAAAGGUGAGCUAUGUCGUGUUUACAUUCUCCUUUAUUUACCCCCAUUACAAAAUCCUUUCAGUGACCUUUCACCCACAGUGGGUGGGGGGGCUCAUUAAGACUCUCCCUCAGUGAUCGUUCACCCCCAGCAAUAUUGUUCUACUUUAAACUCUGCUUAAGUGGUUUUGUUCUGUAUGUUGAUUGUCUGAAUACUUCUGCUUUCCCUUAAUUCAGGAAGGUCCAAUGAUUCACUCUGGGGCUGUUGUUGCAGCUGGUAUUUCUCAAGGAAGGUCGACCUCUCUGAAGAGAGACUUUAAGGUCAGUCCAAUACACACAAAUUCACUCAGACUAUAGACUUUGGUCUGGGUUUACAGCUGCACUACACAUCUUUCAUAGUGCUGAUCUUCACUGUGGCACAUGUGGGGUUAAUUGCUUGACCUUUAAUCCCCUCUGUUAGAAAAUCUGCAUGGUUUGCAGAACAAAGAAAUAAAUACUUCUGUUUAACUACAGAUGUGAGUUGCAAUGCUGUGAAGCUUUUUGUGCAUAAGUGUAUUAAAAAUGGACAUACUGUGAGUAGAAUUGCAAUUACAUUUGCUCUUUAAAAACACUCUAAUAAAAACGUUAAUAAAUAUACAUGCAUAUCUGCCUUCAAAUUUCAGGUCUAAUGCUGCUAGACAGGACUAAAUGUUCAUUGACACUGCCAAUCUAGAGGGUCCGUGGCACACUCACCAGAGCUAGUUUAAAAAAAAUCAAAUCUAAAUCUAUAAAACUUGCCUGUUCCAGCACAGAACAGUUUUGUCACUGCAGCCAGAUGACUUGUCCAAUCAGACAUUGCUUGCAAACAUACAUGGCACAUGUGCAACGAUUGCUGAGAUAUGCCAAUCCCUAGAAGCAUUACCCACCUUCAGUGUCUAGUGCUAGUGUCUGUGUGAUAUAAGGAAUGUUUACUGUGUGUGUGUGUGUGUGUGUGUGUAUAUAUAUAUAUAUAUAUAUAUAUAUUUAUAUCUCAAAAAUCAUUUUAAAUGAUAUAAAUAUAUAUUUUGGGGUUAUUUGCUUCCAAAAACUCCUCCACCUAAAAUAUUGCACACCACAUAGGUCCUAAUUAAGUAAUACAAUUAGGAACCAUUAAUAUUACUGUAACAGAUGAUGGAACUUAAAUCUCCUGUCAAGGGCACGCUGGCUGAACUGUGCAGGGCAUGCUGGCGUACCUGCUGAGUUCUGUAAUGUUCCAUUGUGAACGCCUGCCAAACCUGCAGGGCGCUCUGUUAAUUUAUUGAACUCUGCAUGGUCCCAUUGAGGUUCAUUUUAAAGUACAACUGAACUUCUACAGAUUCGCUGGGUUCUGCCAAGUCCAGCUGCUCUCUUCAGGACACAAUUAUUGAACUCCGGAGUAAAGUCCUGCAGGGCACAUUAAGAGACACUGUACUUCUCAGAGUCAUGCCACGCUCCAACACCAAGUCCAGGUCAUCCUUGGCCGCACGCUGGCAAAGCUUGUGAUGCCCUGUUGGUCAUGCCAAGCUCCGUUACCGAAACUGGGAGUUCAGAGAGGAUACACAUAUCAGCACUUCUCUACAUCUCCCUCCUUACAGUGUCCUUGUAUGAGGAACAAUGCAGACAGCUUUCUUAGAAACAUACCUUUUUUAAUUCUCAGAAUAAAGUUCAUCUCCAUUUCACUUCCUCUUCUAUUUUUCUGUACAGAUCUUUGAAUACUUUCGCAGAGACACAGAAAAAAGAGAUUUUGUGUCGGCGGGAGCUGCAGCUGGUGUGUCUGCAGCGUUCGGGGCUCCAGUUGGUUAGUAAAAACAUUUGAAUAAAUUUGUGUUCUCCUGAUCGUUGCAAAGUGUAUGUGAAAUCUCCCCACAUGCCCCGGCCCAGUGACUGCAUUAAAAUGUUAUCUGCUAUAGUUUCAUAUUGCUGUUGUCCUUAAUUUUAUAGUGAGGCUGACAUUGGGCUUUUGCUUAUGGGAUUUAAUUUCAGUCGAUCCUGGUUUGACAUGACCGUUUCUUGUAUUCUCCUCUUUUCUUUUGAAUGCCCUUCUCUGAUUUUUGCUGUUUGUAGGUGGCGUUCUUUUCAGUUUGGAGGAAGGGGCUUCUUUUUGGAAUCAGCUUCUGACAUGGAGAAUAGUAAGUGUGUUUAGCUGCUGUAUAUCCAGAUAAAGCAUGGGAUUCUGGAAAUUAACCAGUUUUAUUAAACUGCAUGGGUAUAUCACGCUAUGUUAGUGUGCGAUAAACGAUUUUAGGCUUUUUAAAUAGAAAAGGCCACUUCUGUGAAAUUUACGUCAAAAACAUUGAAAAUAAAGAGUUGCUCAGUCUUCAUUUAAUUUUAUUACAGAUUUAGUAAAUUCUUUCGCAAUCCAGACAAGGCACAGCCAGGGCAAACAUUGCAAAUAAGAGACAAAAUAGACACCUAUUGACAACAUGUGUUCUCAAUACUGACUGCCAGGCUUCUAACCAUGAUUGACAGGAAGCUAAGAAUACAAUGUAUUUUACACAGCUCACAAAUAUAUGUUUUUAAAUAAAGGGUUAAGUGAACAUAAUAUUAAAGGUACUGGAAAGGGCCAAGUUACUCUGCCUUUUAGAGAAAGCCGGUACUACGAGUUAAAGGGACAAGCACAAAUAAAAAAUGUGCGCUGGAAGGAUUAAUAUGAUUGGAAGAUGUAAUAAGCCAAUCUGAGUAUAAUCCUAGUCACGGAGUCUGAGCGUCGUGGGAACAACAAAACUAGGUGAUCUCCCCAAUGCAACUCCCAUAAGUAGGCAAAACCACGAAACCUUUCCAUCACUUUGGCUCUUUUACUGAUACCCUGAAAGCUCGAAGGCUCUUGGCAUUUUAAUUAUUUUUUUCCUGUACAAACAAAGAUACAUAUACAUAUACAUAUACACACACACUCAGGUCCAUAAAUAUUGGGAUAUCGACACAAUUCAAAUCUUUUUGGCUCUAUACACCACCACAAUGGAUUUGAAAUGAAAUGAACAAGAUGUGCUUUAACUGCAGACUUUCAGCUUUAAUUUGAGGGUAUUUACAUCCAAAUCAGGUGAACGGUGUAGGAAUUACAACAGUUUGUAUAUGUGCCUCUCACUUUUCAAGGGACCAAAAGUAAUGGGACAGUUGGCUGCUCAGCUGUUCCAUGGCCAGGUGUGUGUUAUUCCCUCAUUAUCCCAUUUACAAGGAGCAGAUAAAAAGUCCAGAGUUCAUUUCAAGUGUGCUAUUUGCAUUUGGAAUCUGUUGCUGUCAACUCUCAAUAUGAGAUCCAAAGAGCUGUCACUAUCAGUGAAGCAAGCCAUCAUUAGGCUGAAAAAACAAAACAAACCCAUCAGAGAGAGAGCAAAAACAUUAGGUGUGGCCAAAUCAACUGUUUGGAACAUCCUUAAAAAGAAAGAACGCACCGGUGAGCUCAGCAACACCAAAAGACCCGGAAGACCACGGAAAACAACUGUGGUGGAUGACCAAAGAAUUCUUUCCCUGGUGAAGAAAACACCCUUCACAACAGUUGGCCAGAUCAAGAACACUCUCCAGGAGGUAGGUGUAUGUGUGUCAAAGUCAACAAUCAAGAGAAGACUUCACCAGAGUGGAUACAGAGGGUUCACCACAAGAUGUAAACCAUUGGUGAGCCUCAAAAACAGGAAGGCCAGACUAGAGUUUGCCAAACAACAUCUUAAAACGCCUUCACAGUUCUGGAGCAACAUCCUAUGGACAGAUGAGACCAAGAUCAACUUGUACCAGAGUGAUGGGAAGAGAAUAGUAUGGAGAAGGAAAGGAACUGCUCAUGAUCCAAAGCAUAUCACCUCAUCAGUGAAGUAUGGUGGUGGUAGUGUCAUGGCGUGGGCAUGUAUGGCUGCCAAUGGAACUGGUUUUCUUGUAUUUAUUGAUGAUGUGACUGCUGACAAAAGGAGCAGGAUGAAUUCUGAAGUGUUUCGGGCAAUAUUAUCUGCUCAUAUUCAGCCAAAUGCUUCAGAACUCAUUGGACAGCGCUUCACAGUGCAGAUGGACAAUGACCCGAAGCAUACUGCAAAAGCAACCAAAGAGUUUUUUAAAGGGACACUAUAGUCACCUGAACAACUUUAGCUUAAUGAAGCAGUUUUGGUGUAUAGAACAUGCCCCUGCAGCCUCACUGCUCAAUCCUCUGCCAUUUAGGAGUUAAAUCCCUUUGUUUAUGAACCUCCCUGCAUGUGACUUGCACAGCUUUCCAUAAACACUUCCUGUAAAGAGAGCCCUAUUUUAGCUUUCUCUAUUGCAAGUUCUGUUUAAUUAAGAUUUUCUUAUCCCCUGCAAUGUUAAUAGCUUGCUAGACCCUGCAAGAGCCUCCUGUAUGUGAUUAAAGUUCACUUUAGAGAUUGAGAUACAAUUAUUUAAAGGGACACUGUAGUCACUAUAACCAUUUCAUCUCUUUGAAUUGGUUAUAGCGCCUGGAGUGACCUGGCACUGUCCCUCCAUUUAGUGUUGCACCAUGUUUGUGCAGUAUUCCACAAAAUAAGAGUCCCUGGCCACCCACAGUCCAGCCCCUUCUGUAUGUGUAGCUAAGGCAGAGAGUACACACUUCCUUGUUGUCAUACCCAUUCAUACCGUCAGUUGGAGCUCUGACAGGCUAAAAGCUGUCAGCUGACACUCUCAGCCAAUCACAGCUGCCCAUUGCUGCUCAGGGUAAUACUUCCUUAUUAGCCAAAGCAGCACAGAGGGGAUGGACUGCCGGGGGUUUCUUGUUUAGCAUUAAAACAUUACAACAUUAAAAACUGUUUAAUGCUGAAAGAAAUGAUUCAACAGGGGACUCCAGACACUAUAACCAGUUUAAUGAGAUGAAGCAGAUACAGUGCCUACGGUGUCCCUUUAAGGUAAAUUACAUCUGUUUGAAAGUGAAACCAGUUUUUUUUUUUUUUGUUUUUUUUUAUAUGCAGGUUCUGUCAAUCAUAGCCAGGGGAGGUGUGGCUAGGGCUGCAUAAACAGAAACAAAGUGAUUGAACUCCUAAAUGACAGUGAAUUGAGCAGUGAAAUUGCAGGGGAAUAAUCUAUACACUAAAACGGCUUUAUUUAGCUAAAGUAAUUUAGGUGACUAUAGUGUUCUUUUAAGGGAAAGAAGUGGAAUGUUAUGCAAUGGCCAAGUCAAUCACCUGACCUGAAUCCGAUUGAGCAUGCAUUUCAUUUGAUGAAGGGAAAAUGCCCCAAGAACAAGCAGGAACUGAAGACCGUUGCAGUAGAGGCCUGGCAGAGCAUCACCAAGGAUGAAACCCAGCGUCUGGUGAUGUCAAUGGGUUCCAGACUUCAGGCUGUAAUUGACUGCAAAGGAUUUGCAACCAUGUAUUAAAAAGUGAAAGUUUGACUUAUGACUGUUAAUCUGUCCCAUUACUUUUGGUCCCCUAAAAAGUGGGAGGCACAUAUACAAACUGUUGUAGUUCCUACACCAUUCACCUGAUUUGGAUGUAAAUACCCUCAAAUUAAAGCUGAAAGUCUGCAGUUAAAGCACAUUUUGUUUGUUUCAUUUCAAACCCAUUGUGUUGGUGUAUAGAGCCAAAAAGAUUAGAAUUGUGUCGAUGUCCCAAUAUUUAUGGACCUGAUUGGAUUUCUUUCCUUUUCCAACGAAUUCCAGCACUGCCUCUGUGUUCUGUGCUGGGGGAUAACCCAUCUGGCGGUUCACAAGGCUGACCUGAUGUGUAUCCACUUUAAAGUUAACGAGGUUUACCUCAGAUUGCCCUGCCUGUUGCACACACUGCUGUCCCAUUGUUGGUUUAAAUACCCCCUCUAGGGAGCUGCCACGUGGGUACUUCAUGUUUAUGGCUCCAGGAUUUUCUCAGUUGCUGAACCCAGUCAUGUUUCAAGGGAUUAACAAAGAACUCUCUAUUACGCCAUUUUCCUCCGCCUCUGACACAUACCGCAAGUAGCUGGUCACGGGGUUGAAUAAUUAAUGCAACUCUUUCAGUGUAUCUUCACUCAGGGUUAGGAUUUAACGUUAACUAUUAUAUUAUCCAUGACCUGUGUUUGGUCCACAGUGCUAGCUUGGCGACCCAUUCCUCUAUUAUAUGUUUUACAUUUAAUCCCAUUGUACAGCGCUACGGAAUUUGCUGGCGCUAUAUAAAUAAUAUUUAUAAUGCUGUAAAUCAAUUCUAUUAGUCUCAUGCCACAAUCAGAGGAAGCUCCAUUUGACUGCGGAUUGUAGAGCUGCUACAGUACCCACUGGCUUUUGCGCACUUGUCAAGUCAAAUGGCAUCGCGUGACUCAUGAUCUGAAAUUUGUACUCAUUACGUGACAGUAUCUCUAUUACCUGCAGAAAAGUGCUACCACAAUAUGCACCCUUUACAGGCAAGCAAGCUGUUUGUGACAGAGAUGCCAAUCCCAGCUCUUUCCUCUUCCGUUUUUGUCUCCUGGCAAACUUGGCAACUCUGCCGUAGUCUGGGAACUAAUUAAUAAGAUAUGCCAGUUGUAGGAACCAUUAGAAUUCUCUGACAGCCUCAUUGUGUAUUCUUCACACAGGUGGAAGUAUGUUUUAAAUGUUAAAGAUUAAAUGCUUCUUUUUAAUCAUUGUCAUUUUUGUACAGAUUAUAACAGCAGGGGGUUUUAACCUCCUGCAACAGGGCAUUGCUUAUAUUAGUAGAUACAUAAUUGCUGUGCCUUCCUGUGCUUGUAUCUGUUUUCUGAUUGUAUAUAUUUUUGUUCUACCUGUAAGUUCUUUGCGUCCAUGAUCUCAACCUUCACACUGAAUUUCGUGCUGAGUUUUUACAACCAGAAACCGGGGGACCUCUCCAACCCAGGUCUGAUUAACUUUGGGAGAUUUGACACUGAUGUGAGUAAUGGACUGCUUUUUAAUAAGCAUGUUAAUGAUUUUUUGAACCCAAAAGAUGAUUCAUGCUCUAAUGCACAAUAAGUCCUUAUUUCUUGCUUUUUUGAGUGCCUGGUCUUCCCGUGGAUUGGAUAGGACAGUUGAGAAUUAGACAGCGAUCUUCUGUGCGAGACGGAGAAGAUUUACUUAGAGAGCUCAGAUUUAUUGACAUCGCUAUCCAAAUCUGAGAAUCUUUUCCUUUCCCUAGUGUCUGAUAAAUGUGUUUGUGAUAUAUAAAACCCGAUUGUAGCAUGUCAACUACUAAAACCUGCUUUAUUUAGUAAUUCUUACACCCUCCCCACUAUUGUGUUUUUUAGUUUAGUAAAUUAAAAAUAAGUCCAGUCAGCCUGUGUCCAUUCCAGAUGAAGCUUUGGGAAACGUUCUAUUAUGUCCGUAGACUGGAUUCUCCGCAUAUCUGUCCUAAUGUCUCACAUUCUUAAUGCUGUGUAUCGGUAUUAUAUUAACUGUUAAGCUCUUUUCUCAAGACCCAUUUGUUGCUAUUUUCUCUUUGAUAAAACUCGACAGCUUUCUAUAAUAGCAAAAAUAACCUGAUCCGGUUUAAUGGCGAGCCCAGUUUUGUAUCGCAUCCUGUAUUGUGGUCACACAGGCUUUGGACUGGCAAACUCUGUAACUAAUGGGAGGCUAUAUAUAUUUAUCGUUCUUUAUCCCAUUAGCUGCAUGAGUUCUAUUUUAGAGCAGUGAUUCAGACUUUUUCUUUGAGCUAAAUUGGGACGUUUUAUCAAAAUUAGUCCUGCAAGCGCAGCUCAAAUCCUUAUUAAUAGUUUCUAAUCCCCGUCUUACUUGUGAAACCAGAUUUUAUUCAUUGUGUAGUCUUGAUGUCUAGGACACAUUUGUGAUUUUAUUUCUGAGCCAGCUGCAGUGAGAGCAAUGUAUUUGUGAUAUCCUGUAAUGGUUGUAACAUUCACAAGGGCAACUCCACAUUGACCUUUAACAUAUAUAUUUGUGUUUUUAAAUUCAGUGUGAGUCCAAGAUUAUAAUUCUCCCUUCUCUUGCACAAAGAAAAACUUAAAAAUGAGGUAAAUCUCUCAUUUGAUUCAAAUCCUGUAUUUACAGCUUCUUCAUUGAAGGCUGACGCCAUGAAGCACUUCAGUUUCCCAAGAUAAAGCCCUGUGUUGUCCUUUAGCAGUUAUCCCCUUAUCCCACAAAUCUCUGUUAUUAGUGCAGCUGGGAUUCCUGCUAGGUGCGAUUUACUUCUACUGUGACAGCAAACCGAACGUGUGGGAGUGAGAGCUUGUAGUGUAACUAAUUGUAAUCUUACCUACACAGUGCAUCUAACGUGUGUGUGGGAGCCUGGAGUGUCCCUUUAAUAAUAUAAACCCACCCAGUAUAACUGUAACCUAACCUAACCUUCACAGUGCAUCUAACGUGUGGGAGCCUGGAGUGUCCCUUUAAUAAAAUAAAACCACCCAGGAUAACUGUAACCCAACCUACACAGUGCACCUAAUGUGUGUGGGAGCCUGGAGUGUCCCUUUAAUAGAACAGGCUUUAGUCUAACAUAUGGAAAGUUUGCAUGGAGAGAGAAUGCCUUGCCGCCUCAGUUGCACAAUUCCCCAAAUAAUGCUUUAAGUGCACAAUGUGUAGAGGGUGAUAAGGAAGCACAGGAUAUUGUGUAAUAUCAGCCUUGUAUUUACAUUACAGAAUAUUACUGCCCAUAGAAGAGAGUGCUUCACACUGUCUAGAUUGUAAUGAGUACGAUGCAUGCAGUGUAUGUAAGGCUUGUUCACUAAACUGCGAAUGGUGAAGAAUCGAUAUGGACGUUGUAGUGUUAGACCUGUGUAGCUGAGCUGGAGUAAUUAUCCUUUAAACCAUUUAUCUAGCUCAGUGAUUUUGACAUGAAAUUUGCCGUUCCUAAUUGAAUUAGUAAAACCUGCAGGUAGUCAGUUAUAAAGGGAUACUGUAGUGUAAGAAAUACAAACCUCUGACUGCCAUUAGAGGCAAUCUUAACCAUGUAAUGUAAUUAUUGCAGUUUCUCAGUUACACUGCAGGACUAAGGGGGACAGGAACAUUGCACAUAGACCACUUCAAUGAGCUGUCUCUUUAAGACAGACAGCAGCACAAGACUAAUUUCUGCGUUUAGCGUGACUCCUUUUCAGUGGUGAAACAUAACCGCCCGAAGUCAUGGUAAAUGGAAUAAAAACUUUGAUAUGGACGACUGUGGGAUUUUCUGAAUCAGCAUCUCCCCUUCCAUUCAAUGACAUGCUGUCUUGUGAUAACAUUAUAUGGUUUUCAUGGUAUUUCAAUUCAUAAAAUAGCUUUAAACCACACUAAAAGAAAUGUCAUCCGUUUAGAGGAACAGUAGUUGUGUGUUCUGCUCAGUCGUCAAUCUUGUAUUUUAAGCCGUGAAUUGUACUGGCUUUUUAAAACUUGCAGACUGCACUGAAUGUUUGAUCGAUCUCUCUGUCUCUAUUGAUUUGUUUAUAGCGUUUAUACAUGAAAACACCACAGAUUGUGUUGGUGCUCUGCGUACAUGGGAAGCAAAUGUUCCCCCGAUAUGGAAUGAUUAAUCAGUACUUCUUAGAGAGAACGGGAGAUAAUGUUUUGUAUGCAAAUAAGACUCUUUAAUUGUGCCUCAUUAUCUAAAAAUAAAAGUUAAUUUUUUGCCCACUAACUAUAAAUAUGUACUUAAAUCCUUAUCUAUGUUUUUACAGGAAAAUACAUACAAGUACUUUGAACUCCCCAUUUUUAUAGUAAUGGGAGCAAUGGGUAAGAGAUUUCGAUUUAUUGUGUGUUUUUUUUUUUUUUAAUCUGCAUUUCCUUACGUGGUUUGAUAAAGGGGGAACCUCAUACUUAUGGGACUUGUAGUUAUUUUACGGUAACACUAGAGAUUUUCAAGCUGUAAAAUAUCACUAUUGUGCUAAUCACUAUGUUGUAGCUAUUUGAAUCAUUUUUAAAGCUGCGGUCCUGACAAACAGUCUGCCAUUGUGCAGCAAUCUGCGUGGCCCCGUUCUGCCUUCACUGCUUUCCUUCUUCCUACUCUACCUAGAGCAACUUUAAAUUCUGAUGUUGUAGAACUUGGCAGAAUGUUAUCCAACAAUUCUGCAUUAAAGGGACACAUUCUUUAUAGCCGAAUGUUUUCCUUUAAGGCAUGGUAAACACAGUGCAUUCUUUCUGACCUGCGUAUUGGAUGUGGACAUCCUGCACAGUAGACAUGCCAUUUAUUGUGGUUUUUGUUCCCGGAUGUAGGUGGGAUGAUUGGAGCUUUAUUCAAUGCUCUGAACAACUGUCUGACUGUUUUCCGGAUCAGGUAACUUUCUCUCUCUAUCCUGCUAUGUCCUAUAAAUAUGUCAUAUCUGUAAGAGCAGAAUUUUCACAUUAAAUGAUAUUUGCGUGUGUUCCCUCCUCCCUCCACGAACUCUGGUUUGCUCAUUAAAUUAAAGGAAACAAGGAAACUGCUUCUUUUUUCAUUAGUAAGUAGAUCUGGUCAUUCAUGACUUCCUUGCAUAAAACCAGAAGAAGUAUUUGGGCUCUGCAGGCAAAUUCUCAGACUUUUGAAUAAGAUCCGUGGGAUAAUGUUGACAUUUUCACUUUAUUUUCCACUGUACAAUUCCGACCCCAUUGAUAACUGUUACAUAUAGAGAUUGAAUCAUUAAACAGUGAAAUUGUAGUGAAUGAUUGGCUGGAACUUUGGAGAGACCAUGCUUUAAAUAGAGAAACACUGUUACUUUAGGAAUACAAGGAAAAUAAAGAUUUAUUUUGAGGAUCCCUGCACAUGCUCGUUGAACGCUGCGCACAUUUAAACAUCCCCAUUGAAUAAAUUCAUCCUAUGGGCUUCUGCGCCACAUGACAUUUUACUUGGUCAUUGCUGUGGAAGCACCUCCAGUGGCUGUCAGUAUGUCCGUCACUGGAGAUGGACUUCAAUGUAAGCAUUGCAGUUUCUAUCAGAUUAGACUCACUAUGCGUGACUAUAGUGUCCCUUUAAUAUCCCAUGGAAUGCUAGUUGCCAUGCAGGAUUUGCAAUUUUCGCAAGUUUACUGUUAUAUAGUGACAUAAAUAAAAACUUGCUGCUACGGGCAGCAUUUUUCUUGUGGCAAACUGGGAAAUAUUCUAUCCCCACUACUCUAAAUUAUUAUUGCUAUCAGACAGCUCACGGGGUUGUAAAACUUUUUAUGCACCAAACUGUGGGUCGCUCUGCUUCUAUGGACCUGCCUCCGCUGUCAGUCCUCCUGGUUACUGAAUUGAGUCCCAUAAUUCUGUGCCAGCCUGUUCAUUUCCAGAACUAGCUACAAAGAUGCAAUUGGAAGAACGGGUGCGUGCCAGAUGAACAUGCUAGACCCUGCAUUUAUAUCGUCCCAAUGAAACAUCUGCUGGGAUUAUAGUUUUUAAAUUCUGUGUUUUCCAGUCACCAGCUUCACUUCAUUCAGUGAUAUUAUUAUUAUUAUUAUUAUUAUUAUUUAUAUAGCACCAUCAGAUUCCGUAGCGCUGUACAAUUGGUGGACUAACAGACAUGUAAUUGUAACAAGACAAGUGGACGUACAGGAACCUAGAAGUGGAGGGCCCUGCUCAAUGAGCUUACAUUCUAGUUGGAGUGGGGUAUAGUGACACAAAAAGUAAAAGUAGGGGGUGAUAUGAAAGUUAAUUGAUUUAUCGAGUCAACAAAUUACGUACAAAAUGCAAGCCAUAUACGGGAAUUUGAGGGAGAAAAAAAUAUCUAUCUUCCAUAACCAGGAAUUUAAUGAGUUGGCAAUGAAUUGCAAUAAUUUGAUAAAACAACCUAUAAAAUUUAGUCUUAAAGAUAUCAUGGUUUUUGUAGAUUUACCUUGUUUGAGAUUAAGAAUGUCAUUGGCACAGUCCGAGUUUAAAUUACUGACACCAAAUUGUAGCGUAUUGAAAGCCAAAUUGCAAAAUUUAGGCUGAAAUAGUCCAGCUGUGACAUUUUUCCAUAACUGCACUUAUUGACGAUGAUUUUAAAAUAAAUUGCAGUAGUGAAAUUGUCAAAACACUAACUUUUGUUUCUUUUUAUCAAAUGUUAAUAUCUAUUUUUAUUUAUUUUUACCAGCUGUCAUUCAGAUCUAUAUUUGUUUUUAAUCUGUAUGUGACUGAGAUGUCCCUUUCCAUCCAGGGUGGUUUAGGGUUACUGGUGUUAAUUUUCUGGAAUGGGGCUUGCAAAGUAAAACUGUUUUUCAGUUCAGAUUUCUAAAGAGAACAUUACUCAUAUUUCCAUCAUUCGGGGGGAUUAGUUCCCCAGCCUGCAUCUCCCGGGACACAUCUGGUAUACAGCUGAAUCUUGACAUUGAGUACUUCGUGCAGAAUUCAAUAUUCAGUCGUUCUCUGCUGGAGAGCUGUGGGCUUUAUGGGCCAGACAAACUUUAAUUUCUAUUCCCUGGAAGUCAGAUUACUGGACUUUUAACGCCUUAAGGACAUGUGACAUGUCAUGAUUCCCUUUUAUUCCAGAGGUUUUGUCCUUAAGGGGUUAAUGUGACAUUUUAGAAUGAUUUAUCGAGUAUAGCGGGGGCAGAGGGAGAAUGAGAUGAGCUCAGUGCCUGCCAUAUAAUAUUAAUAUUAAGAUCAAAGUACCUGUCCAUGCAGGGGCCGCAGGCAUUGGAUUAUGAGCAUUUGAAGUACCUGCAGUAUACCAUAAGCCAGAGGCAGGCAACAUUUGGCAAUCCAGAUUUUGCAUACUACAUCUCCCAGAAUGCUCUGAUAGCCAUAAUGCUGGCAAAGCAUCAAGGGAGAUGUAGUCCACAACAUCUGGAGUGCCGAAGGUAGUCUACCGCUGGGAGCUGUAUGUUCAGGCAAUAGCUGUGCUGCCAUCUAGUGGUUUAGCUAUGCUUUACACAUAGCUUAUUUGUUUUGGGAUAUACAGGUCGUAUUAAUUUUCUCCUACAAUGUUUGUUGGGAUUUUAAAAGUUGUCUCUGCUCUGAACUUGUUAAUUACCGCCUGAAAAAAAGCUUUGUGUUUUUGCCUGGGCAUGUGCUUAUUAUUUAUCCUAGCAAAGUUUUCUGUCACUUCCUACAAAGUCUGUAUUGAAAAACAGGGGAAUAAAUGCCUGAGAUGUGGGGUUACUUAAGAUCCACCUAUCCUAUCAAAUAUAGGGAAGAAGUCACACCUUAUAGCCAUACUAUGUUUGAAUUCACGACUGCUGCAAAGUUCCAUAAUAUUGCUGGAUCCUACUCUAAUCUUAACAUAAGCUAAGACAGAAUGUUUUAACUAGCCUUCUAAAAUGUAAUAUAUUUUUUUCUUGUGCUUGCUGUUGCCGAACCGCUAUUAAGAAAUUCAUGUUCUAGGUUUGCAGCUCAAUUUUUCUCCUCCUCCUAAUAGACCAGGCAUGUUUGUUUUUUUUAUAUUUGUUUUGUCCUAAUGAGACUGAUGUGAUGUAUCAGGUCUAGAAUGCUCGGUAUAAACAGAAAUAAUAUUUUGGAGCAAACUUCAAGUCUCGGAAUUUUAAACUACAUGUGCACGGUCAGGUGAAGGGAAACAGUCUUGUAUGACGUGGUUGUUAUACAGAGUUAUUAAUGAGCUUCUGUUUAAUUUGUGGUUUAUUUCAGUUAUUGCGACGUGUGUUUGAUAUUUAUCUCCUUGUUUCCAGGUAUCUUCACCGUCGCUACUUACAGGUGAUUGAAGCCAUGUUGGUGGCAGCUGUUACAGCCACCGUAUCCUUCGUCAUGAUCUACUACUCCACAGAUUGUCAGCCCCUGCGUGAGGAUGCCGUGGAGUACCCCCUGCAGGUAAGUUGGUUCUGGACAUCUGCACUAUGUACGUCCUCUAUAGCUCAAGAGUGGGCAAGUCCUAGAGACAAGAAAAUUGUUACCACUUACCAAAAAAACCCACCUAAUCACCACUUGUUUAAUACAAGAAGCUGCUGCUUUCUGGUAACAAGUGUUUUAAGCAAAUGUUUACAUAAAAAGUGUUACUAUGUGGGGGGGCGGGGCAGUUUGCAAGAGCUUUCCAAGAGCUCCGACAAUAAUGUGCUAAAAUCAGCUACUUACGACUGACUCAACACCCAAAGCAGCCCGGGCCAACUGGAGGACGAAGCAGAAGCAAACUGGGAUCACGGGGAAACCCGUCCCUUACGUACACGCCAUGAUACCGCUCCGUCCGGGCAUGCUGCCUAGCACUAAACAGGGCCAUGUGCCUGGGGGAGGCAGCCGAUCCCUCGGCACAGAAGGCUCACGACAGCCCUGCUACCCCCCUUGGACCGCUGGGGUCACACACAGCAACACCGCUGACUGAACCCAUGCCGUCAUGGAAGGCACCAAAUUUAGCAGCCACAGCUUCACCCACGCGACCCUGGGAGAGCACCAACUGCCUCACCGAGCAAACGGACUACACCGCAAGACUGGACGAGAUAUUUAACAAGUUCUGGAGAAACCUGGCCCUGCGCCAAAGGCAGCAAGCGAAUCAGCAGGAUAACAGCCCACAUCAAAGACCUCGUGGCACCCACAAAAUGGCCGCUACACCCGGUCUCCGGUCCCCCCACAGCCAACCCCACCGCUCGACUCCCCGGGCCAGACAGUUGAAGGUAGCAGGGUUCACCCAGUCCCCCACUGGGCUGGGAGGCCACAAAAGACAGCACCCUACCCACCGCACCAUAUACCAGAAAGGUCACCCAGGGAUCGGCUCUCCCGGAGGCCCACGGUCCCACCGCACAUCGUGGGGUGACCCGUGAACACAAGGGAAUGACUCCCAUCUCAGCUUGGGCUGGGGGAAAGGAGGGCCGCAGCUCUCUCACUGCGGAACCACCCGAUGCCAACAGCGUCACCAUUCCGGGCGGAGCACCGAGAGGGCAAAAAGGGUUGGACUUACCUAUUCAGGCACCACCACUACCGUCGACGGGGAUCAACUGAUCCUGAUGCUGGACCUAGAUCUAGACUUCCGUGCUACCUGCCACGACACUACACACUCGGAGAGGUACACUGAGGGCCCAUAUCCUUCAAGCUCACGACUGACUUUAUCACCCUGCUUACCGCAGCCUCAAGGUUUGUUUAUAUGCCAGUUCAGUCACUCAGUCAUAACAUGCCAGCUGAUGCACGUACCUGUAUAACAUAACGACUAGAAUGUCCUUUAGUUAGAAAGUAUUGCCUAUUUUCUUUUUUAGUUAAUUUCCAGCACACAAGGGCCACAUUAACAUAACCUAAUAAUAAAAAUAUGCUGUAACCUUACGAAUAGCACCCAGCGGCUACUAAGCUACAGAAAUAAUCCUAGUUCAGCGUGUUACAAAUUCUCCUUUUCAUAGAUGUUAUUGUUGGGGUACUCAUUAUGUAUAAAUUGUGCUUAUUGCCAUCUUAAUCUCUGACAUAACUUUAAGCUAGUUUAUUACUCUCAAAAAAUUUGCUGUUUUUAUCUCCAAUGCCACAAUAUCAAAUCUCUUGAAAAGCCUGUACCGAUUAUCAUGGCAUAGCAAACCUGUAUGUCAAACUUUUGCACAAAAAAAAAAAAAAAGUGUUACUAUGUCUCUGUUGUACCACUGGAACCACCCUGGGAAUUGGCCAAGCCUUUUAAAGGUAUGUUUUUUUCUUUCUUUAGUUGUUCUGCGCUGAUGGGCAGUACAGCGCCAUGGCAUCUGCCUUUUUUAACACGCCGGAGAAAAGUGUACGCAGCCUCUUCCACGAUCCUCCAGGUUAGUGCUAAUGUUUCCUGUCUGAGUGCCCUGGGAGUUGUUGCGAAAUAGUCCCAUAUUUCUGAGAUCCUGUUUGUGACUCUCUUCUCAGGUACUUUCAAUCCCCAGACGCUGGGCUCAUUCACUCUACUGUAUUUCUUCUUGGCGUGCUGGACGUACGGCCUGACUGUGUCGGCGGGAGUUUUCAUCCCAUCCCUUCUGCUUGGAGCCGCCUGGGGCAGACUGUUUGGGAUCUUCCUAACCUAUAUUCCAAAUUCUGUAUGUGUGUUUCUUUUUAUCCACUUUUCCUCCAGUGUGAAACCGAUCUAGUUGUAUGAAACACACUGAACCUGCAUUGCGUUUUAUUUGGUUUAAUCUCUGAUGGCUCACCUUGGAAAUCUAGUUUACAAACCUCAAGGAAAUAUAGGUCACAAACAUGUAGUUGCACCAAAAUAUAAUUCACAAACAUCUCAGGAGCCAAACACGGCUGUCCCUGCCCGAUAAGACCACAUUCAGACCGGCACACUGAAAGCUGCUGGAUAAGAUAUGAAAACAUCCUAUAUAUAGUUGUAAGUUGGCACUGAAAUGGCCACGAUUGUUUUAAAUCAUGGGCUCCCAUUUAUUUGUUUUCUGUUGCAGUAACUCUGAUAAUGCCCGAAUGUUUAUUGGGAGGGAAUACAUAGUUAUAUCUUUGACAUCAUAGAAGAUGCAACAUGGCGCAAAAUACCAUUGUUGCAAUUUCAGAAUUUAUUUCCGCCACAUUGGAAAGAAGGAAGCAUUAGGCCUCGCAAUAAAAGGCUGGUCUGCUUCAUGAUCAUUAGUCUCUCUUAGGAAACAUAUAUUUGGUUUAAAUACCUUCUAAAGUCUCCUGUGCAACCAUUUGAGGAACAGAUAGCUGAGCUGCAUUUUAGUGAGUUAAAAUUAAUAUUCUCUGUUUUUUGUUUCCCAGACAUGGGCUGAUCCUGGUAAAUAUGCUCUGAUGGGAGCAGCAGCGCAGCUUGGUAAGUAGACUUUGGUUUUUACCCAGAAUCCUCUUGGUUUGUCACAGUGGUCUAUGUGAUCUGUUUAUCAGUAGGAGUUUGCCCCUAGUUCAAUGAAUUUUAACUGCUCUUCUUUAUCUUAAGGUGGGAUUGUAAGGAUGACGCUAAGUCUCACGGUCAUUAUGGUGGAAGCUACAGGAAACGUCACCUAUGGUUUCCCAAUUAUGCUGGUCCUCAUUACAGCUAAAAUAGUGGGAGACAUUUUUAUUGAGGUAAGAGGGCACACUGACCUGUCGCUGUGAGUCUCCAUGCACACAUGGCAAGCUGUAAUUCCUUUUGUCCAUACAAGUAUUUGCACCAUGCUGGGUGACGGCACAGCAGAGAUUUAUGGGAGUUUUAGUUCAGCUGUCAGCAUUCGAAGUAGAAACCGGAUAAUUGAAUUGGUCGCAGUAACCCCUACUGUGUCAACCAAGACCAGUUACAUAGUAAUGAGCUACAAAUAACAAUUGAUUUUGCCUUUCACGUAUCUAAAUUCCUGCUUUUGAUCCCUGCUGUACAGGGAUUUAUGGGAUAAUCUCCGUAUUCCAUUAGACGUUUUAGGCGCUUCAUGAUUGGUUGAGGCAAUUUGUUUUCUGGACAAUCAGAAAAACGUGGGAUAUACAGUAAAUACCAAAGCUUUAAAACUGUAGUACCUUAAUUUAAAUUCAUAUAUAGGUUCAUAAAUACGUUCUUUAAUGGAACAUUUGUGUCCCUUUAAUGGGGGUGUGUGAGAAACCAAAAGGCAUUGAUGGUAAAACCAGAAGAAUAAUAGCAAGGAGACUAAAGAAAGUAGUGUAUAUAAAAUAUUUAGUCAUUUGUAUCCCUAUGGGGUUUUUGCAGUCUUAUAUAUGCAAAUUAACAUUUGUAAAAUAAGAUUCUAUAUGAUCUGUUGGUGAGGGUGAACACUGUCUCCCAUUCCCUUUCUCGUUCCUGUUCUUCAGUCGAUGGUGCCCUGAGUUGACUUGGGUGUAGUGCGUUCUGUGUGGUUCUCCUGUUCCAAUAUGCUGCCAUUUUUAUCAUAACUCGCACUUAUCUAGCACCGACAUAUUAUGCAACGUUUCAGUGAUAUCGUUGGGUUAUACAUUACUAACGAUGACAGACAUGAGGUGACGUGUGCCCUACAAAAACGAGAUUACUUUUCUUUUGUACAGAACGUCUUCUUUGUACUGCACUGUGUAAAUGUAUAAAUGUCUUCUGUAUUCCAUCAGGGUCUUUAUGAUCUUCACAUUAAGCUGCAGAGCGUCCCGUUCCUGCAUUGGGAAGCUCCAGUUACCUCUCACUCCCUAACUGCCAGGUAAGUACAAUGCUUGAUUCACCCCUCUUGUACUGGGAGUGCAGAAUACUUAUAGACUCUAGUGGAGACAUUGUUCUUUGUACUAUAUCAAGCCAUUUAUUGGGAAAUGCUGCCCUCUUGUGUUUAUUUUGAGCUAUUGCUAGUUGUAAUUUUUUUGGAAACAGUAUUGACAGGGUUUUUUUUUCUCUCUUAUUGAUUUCUUUAUUUUUAGCAAUUUUGUGAACAUGCAGAGUGCAUACUUUAGAGAGUAAAUCUUGAUCUAAAUGUUAUUAUUGACCAAUGCACAGUAAAUUAUAUAUCUAAUAUUUGUGAUCAGGAUGCAAAACCAUAUAUCCAAACUUUCAAUCCUAAAUGUCUUUCUACACUAGGCUAUUUUUAGCCCGGGUUGGGUUUUACUUCCAUUCGCUGGUAACAGCAAUUAGGUAGGAUCAGGCUGUCAUUCAUUAUCGCUUAUUGAUCCUAUUUUGCUAAUCCCAUAUACUUUUCUGACCUGACAUAGUACGCAUUAUCUAGGCAUCGAGCACCUCUCCUAACGGUUGCCUUUGGUCUACCAGGUUAUACUUUAUGGUUUACCUCCGUAUUAUUAAGGUUUUUGUUAUUUUCUAGAUUUCACUGGGAUUUUAAUCUAGUGGUCACUCUCUGAGAGUGGUCUCUUAGGGUUUUCCUCUAUAUUUAUAGAUUACUUUGGGUUACCACCGUCUUCCUAGUCUAGGUGACCACACUGGUUAAGGCACAAGGUGUGGGAGCUCUGUUAAGCCCCCAUCAUAGACCUUUACCUUUCCUUCUCAUUAUUACUUUUCAUAUAUCCAAAAUUAACAGUAACUCUGUGAUAAUGGUUAAUAAAUGAAAGCAAAAUUACGUGGCUGCAGGGCAGGGAGGAACUACCUUGCUACUAUUUUUGUGUGUAUUUGUGUAUUAUUAUUAUUAUUAUUAUUUUUGUAAAAUUUUAUUCUCAAUGCAUACUUCCUGGUAAAAUAUUUUAAAAUUUUUAAAAAAUUUCUUUAAAUGUCUAUUUCAUCUGAGUAUACAUUUUAUUUCCCUGUUUUUCAGGGAAGUGAUGAGCACACCAGUCACCAGUCUGCAUAGGCGUGAAAAAGUGGGAAUCAUUGUGGACAUCCUAAGUAACACUGCGUCCAAUCACAACGGCUUUCCUGUGAUUGAAAAUAACGGCGAAACUGGACAGGUCUAAAACGAGUUUUACUCCCUCUUGUAGAGAAUGCCCACCACCAACUCUAUUUUAGCGGCUUAAAGGGAAACUCCAGUGCCAGGAAAACAAUCCGUUUUCCUGGCACUGCAGGUACCCUCUCCCUCCCACCCCCCAUCCCAGGUAGCUGAAGGGGUGAAAACCCCUUCUGGUCACUUACCUGAGACCCCGCCGGCGGUGGUUUCGGGUCAGCGUCGCUCCUCCCAGUAAUUGUGUCAGCCAGUGGGCAAGACUGAUCCCGCCCGCCGGCUGAGGAAACCUAAUGCGCAUGCGCGGCAUUGCCUUAGGUCUCCCCAUAAGAAAGCAUUGAAAAAGUUUUCAAUGCUUUCCUAUGGGGAAUUGAGCGACACUGGAGGUCCUCACACAGCGUGAGGACGUCCAGCUACGCUCUAGCAAAGAAAAUCUUUGCCAUGAAUCAGGAAGUGCCCUCUAGUGGCUGUCUAGUAGACAGCCACUAGAGGUGGAGUUAACCCUGCAAUGUAAUUAUUGCAGUUUAUAAAAAAAACUGCAAUAAUUACUCUUGCAGGGUUAAGAGUAGUGGGAGUUGGCACCCAGACCACUCCAAUGAGCAGAAGUGGUCUGGGUGCCUGGAGUGUCCCUUUAACCCCUUAAGGACACAUGACAUGUGUGACAUGUCAUGAUUCCCUUUUAUUCCAGAAGUUUGGUCCUUAAGGGGUUAAGGGCUUCAAUUUAUUCCCAGUACAAUGUUACUGACCCUCGAACCAGUUUGAAGACCAUUUACCAAUAUCGCAUAAUAUUUCAAUUGGUUCAUCCCCUCCAUAUCAUGGGGAAAAAAAACAUUCGUUCAGCUUGAAAUUACAAUGAUUCCACUGAACUAGACGCUUAUCAGGACAACCGACACAGAGAGUAAUGUCUAAGAAAGAAUAUGCCAAUUAAUGUGCUUUGUGUGACAGCCGUUACUCAUAGACAGUGACUUACUCUGCCAAGUAUAUAUGGUUAAACUUCUGUUUCCAUUUUUAUCGAAUUCCUCAAUGCAAUGAACCCAUCUUUCUGUGUUUGCAGCCGUCCAGGUUAUGCGGUUUGAUCCUACGGUCCCAGCUGAUUGUUCUGCUCAAACACAAGGUAAAUCCACGUAGAACGUUCUCAGCUGGUACAUCGGUUAUUCUGUCCGGACAUGGCCCCGCUGGAUGCUGGUUUAGGGAAGGACACAGGCGCUCACAGCUGGCAUGAAAUUCUUCCUGUUUGAGCUUUCAGUACCACUGAAUCUUCACAUAAAGAAGCGGUUUAAUAAUUUUUUCAUCUUUAUGUUAUAAAUUACAAACAGAUACUGCAAACCGCAAUGUGUACACUUAGACGAGUCAUUUCAUGCAGAUUGAUAUUUCACAUAAUCCUCGAACGCCCUUUUUUUUCCUUUUAUUUUUUUUUUCUGUUAUACACAUUACUCAUUAUGUGAGAGCUGUGUACUGGGAAUGGUCUCAACCAACAAACUUGCAAAAGCUAGUAAAAAAAAAAAGUACACUGACUUGGAUUCAUUGUAUCCAUUGAAACACUAUCAUUUGCAUGAAAUGCCUUGUGCUUUUUCAUAUGGAAUAAUUUCAGAGUAUUUUUUUAUAUCACUUGUGACAGUCUCACUUUAUGAAGGGUUAGUGCAGAGUAUGGGAUUAUAUGAUGCAGCAUUCCAGGCUCCCUUCUGGUCCUAUCAGUGGGUAUAAAAUGGUGCAACCUGCGUAGCAGUCUCAAGGCUUGGCGAAGACCUCCUGUCUAACCCCGUUAUUAUAUGGACCUGUGAUGAAGACUUUUGAAAAUGAAUGCAUUGUGUCUUCAUCUGCUACUCCUAGGUUUUCGUUGAGAGGGAGAACCUGAGCAUGAUCCAAGGGCGCCUGACGCUAAAGGAUUUCCGAGAUGCCUACCCACGCUUCCCGCCAAUCCAGUCUAUCCACGUGUCGCAGGAUGAGAGGGACUGUCUCAUGGAUCUCACAGAGUUCAUGAACCCUACUCCCUAUACUGUGCCCCAGGUACACAAACAUUCACCAUGCUCUAUGACUGUCCUGCUAGACAGUGACUAAUAAUCACUUAACCUAUAAUACAAAACUGGGAUUUGCUAUUUAAAUAUACAACAUUUGCUGUUUGGGAUUUAUGAGCUCAGAAUGUGUUUGGCUUUUUGGGGGGAGAAAUUCAAAGAUUUGAAUAGGCCUCAGAUAUGUUUAGACUAUUUAGGCACCAGUGGUUUGAUGUGGCGCAGAAUAAGUGAAGUUGCAAGACAGACAUCGAGACUUUGAGUUAUAGUGUAAGUCCAUUAUGGUAUCGCUUUGCCCAAAGUUUUAUGAAAUAAGUACAUUCUAAGGUGGGAUGUAGGAAUGGGCUUCAUGGGUUACAGUUAAAUGGUUAUGCAUUGGAGAAAGCAGUCGGGGUUAGAGGUGAAACAACUAUUCCACAAAAUACCAGACCCCCUUAUGCAAACCUAACCACUUUUAGGAGCCAAAUUGUGUCUCUUUGCAAUAACCUCAGUGUUACAUCAGCAUGCAGUUUCCUGCUUAUUCAUCAAUAGAACGUCUGCAUUUAUUAAUUAUCGAGUCAUUCCAUUUUUUAAUCUGAUCCUUUGAGAAUAUAUUAUGAAGAAAUAUAUUUAACAUGUUAAUUAACAAAGUAUUAACUAUUUCCUUUUCUUGUAGGAAGCAUCUUUGCCUCGGGUAUUUAAAUUAUUCCGUGCCCUUGGCCUAAGGCACCUUGUCGUGGUUGACAACCGUAAUCGAGUAAGUAACCUUUUAAUAGAACCCAGAACCCCUUCAUACAUGCACGCACCACAGCUAUCCUCCUUGUGAAAAGUCUCCAGCAAUCGUCUGGUCCAAUACAUUCUGCAGAUCAUUUUGUAAUGCCAGUGUUUGUUGAGUAAACUACAGAUUUACAAGGUCAAGUGAGACCUGUAUUAACGGCUGCUAAUAGCAAAAUUUGUGUUGAUCUGACAUUUAUUUACAUAAAAUAAAUAAAUUCUUGCUAGGGGUGGAUAUUGAUCAUUUAAUUAUAUUAUUAUUGAUUAUACAGUCUGUUGGCAGGUUGUAUCGCUCCAAUAUAGGAUAUAAUUCUAAAGUAUCCAUUUUUCUUCCUCUGCAGGUGGUUGGUCUGGUAACUAGAAAAGAUCUUGCUCGCUACCGAAUAGGAAAGCAUGGUUUGGAAGAAAUAUCGUUGGCACAUACGUGAUUUUGGACCAUUUCCCCCCUUUUCUUGGAAAUGAAGCUGUGUUCUGGGAUGGCACUGCCAUGUUUACGGCCUCCAUGGACGAGGGUGGAUUGACGGCUUGACCUACCAGACUACUUUGCUAUGUAUUAGACCCUUGCGGCCAGAGCAGUUUGCUCCUUGAACCUCUGUUAUCAAAAGGGUUAAAGGUUACAAUAUUUUUCAAUUCCACUGACCCUAUGCUGCUCCUCUCUAAACCAGCUCUCUGAAAAUUGCCAUGAUGCUGCUGAACAUAAUCGAUUUUCUUUUGCAAGUGAGCCUCACUUCUGGAUUGGGGCCUCUAUUUACAUGGAAUCCGGUCUCCGAGCAUUCUUCGAACUUGGUGAUGUCCAGAAAAUGGCAUCCAGAGUUUGAAUCCUAACUUGGUCUUAAAAUGAUAAUAAUAAUAAAGUAAAUGCUCUCUCUUUCAAUGAUAUACCAGAAUAUAUUUUGCACUGAAAUCUAAUCUGGAACCAAAAUAAAAUGAUAGGAUAUGGACUUCUCAUUGUACCUAGGAUUCUCUUUAAUUGUUGUUAGGCGAUGCUCAGGUAAUACAGGAUAGGUUUCUUUUUCACUUAAGCUACAUUUUUAAUCAGUUUAGAUCAUUAGUAUUUCCAAAAUGUAUCCGCUAUGCAUUCAGACGCCUGGGGUAUUUAAGAUACUGUGAUGGUAUCUGCGUUAUUUUAAAACCCCCAGAGUUUAAACAGAUACAGACGAUUGGGCUACCUCUCUGACUGUCCGUGAGUGUUAACAAUCCUCCACCGAUCUGGCUGUGUAACAAAAAAAAUGUUCACCUUGUUUUAACAGAUACACAAAGCUUUCUGCAAUCUAAUUCCUUACCCUCGGUUAGAAUCUGUAACUUCUCAAUUACACAGCUUGCGUUCUAAGUAAGGUACAUUGCUGACAAACAAGAUUUAAUGUAAUCAUUUCCUAACAGUGCAGUGGUAGGAGAACAUGCAGUAAAAUAAUAAACUGUUAACUUUGAGAGCAGUGAACUGUUGUUUUCAUGUUAAACUAAUACUUAAAUAAAUCUGUUUAAACUGUAAGCCAAGUUAAAAAUAUUCUGCUUGACCCAACGGACGCCUUAUAAUAUGAUCCAGUAUGCUGUAUACCAAAUAUCCCAUUUAUAAACAGGGUACUCACUGUGUAUUUUCACACCUGUUUACAUGCAAAUAUUAUUCUGCCCAUGUGCAUAGCUGAGAGACGCAUUUAUAAUGUUGUUUAAAGUACAGGAUUUUUUUAAUUUAGACUUUUCAUGGUUAUUUUUGUUUUUAAUAACCUCAGCUGCUGAUUACGUGCUGAAAUGUGAAAUGAACAAAACGCUUACUGGCAAGUGUUGAGCUAUUAUUUUUAAUUGGUUUGAGGUGUCUGACUGCAGUACAGUCAUUUCACCAGUAGGCUGCACUGCAGAUUUUGAAAACCUAUAUUUGAAUUAAAAAAAUAGAUAAAAAUAAAAUAAUUCUUGGACCAAUAUAAAACCAAAAAUAGUGAAUUUAGAUAACGUUAAUCCUGAAGUUGCUAUGAGAAGUGUUUUUAGAUUGUCCUAAAAUAUUGGUUCAUUUUCUCAAGUCAUAUCACACCAGAAAUAAAAGAAUCUGUGUAUUUUAUGUAUCAUACAGUCUUGUUUAAUCAUAACCUGUAAAGUACUUUCAUGACCCGUUUUAUAUUCUACUAUCACAAUUUGACCGCUAAAGACCUGAUGGCUGCAUGUAAUGUCUGUUUACGUAAACCUAUUGGCCCACAAUGCACUGCUGUUAAAUAAGUUAGAUGUUCAAUCUGAAAUUGAAACCUUAAACAGAUUGUUAUAAAUGUAUUGUCUGUCAUGUGUCCCUAAAAGGGAUCUGUCACUUCCUGGGAUUUUCAAUAUUCUGUUUAAUUUUCCCUAUAUAUAACAAAUGUUUAUUUGAUGUGGAGUUUAAAAUAAAGUGAGAUGUAGAAAUCACCCCUCUUUAUACUGCAAAUGGGCGGCUCCAUCUUAGCUCGAUGUAAAUCAUCGCUAUAAGCUCCGCCCUUUACACCUGGCUGUCAGCAUAGAGAAAGACGAUAAAUUAAACAAUGUAUCUAUUUGUCCUCUUCAUUUGCAAUAUGUGCCCUGGCUGUGCCUUGUCUGAACUUGAUUAUGACAUAAUUUGCUAAAUCUAUAAUAUAUAUAUAUAUAUAUAUAUAUAUAUAUAUAUAUAUAUAUCUAAUGUAAAAAGAAAUGGAAAAACAAAAAAGAGCAAGUUUUGCAGGUGAUUUUUCAAUGUUUUUGUCAACUGUGUCUAUUCCAGUGAAGUGACAGUUCUCCUUUAUUCGGUUACAGUUGUAAUGGGAUUGACCGGAUGGAUGCUCCAGUCUAGUUUUUUGGGUGGACUAAUGUGUGCAGAGGUCAUGUAAAGCUUCUUACAGUGUGUGAAUAUUGCAUUUCUGCAUCACUAGCAGGUGUGCUUGGUACUUUACAGAUUACAAUUACUGUAGACAGGCGGUAAAGUAAAUGCAGUCAGUAUGCUGACAUUAUAAGAGAUGGUACAGUUCGUGUUGUGUAUUGUUACACUGUGUGGGUUACACUGUCAGUGGACAUUGAAGGAGUCUGGGAAAGAAACGAUAGUGCAAUAAAUGGACAAGUUAAAUCUGUUGUGUUUUACGAAUGUAUUGCUUCGUUUAAAGUGUUUUAUUUGUGGAUUUAGUAAGGCUUGUAGUUUGAUUGGGUACAGUUAAGUAGAAAAUGUCUGAUUGAACACAGUGGUGGAGUUUCUUUUUAAUUAAAGGAGAGUGUAAAGUGUAUGUGGGUACAUGAAAAUGUAAGUGAUUCAUCUGAAUAAAAUGGCUUUUAGACGACAAAUGAACAAAUUCAGAAAUUUGGUUAGUUCAUAAACUCACCGAAUCGCCUGUUGCAAAAUACUUUUUUUCGGAUAUGGGUUAAAAUUAUUUUAAUUAGGUUAAUUAAUCAAUGAACCAAAUUUCGUAAUUGAUCCUUUUGACAACUGCCAGGCAUUUUAUAUGGACAAAUCACUUAAACACAUUUAUGGUGGGUUACACGCGCAUUUUGCAGAUCACACCAAGUGUGCAGGGUUUGUCAGUAUCCCUAUCGGAACAGCAUAUAGUUUGAUCGCUCGAACACUUCAAUCUACUUGGAUACAGUAAACAAUAGCCUUUAUUCCAGUUUCACAUUCGGACUGGGGCAUGCACGGAGGGAAUCAUAGAUCUACACAAAUACCAGCUACACAUUCCUGUUAUGUAAAUUUCCUGCAUUUAGAUAAAUGUCUGUCAUUUUACGGACACCUCAUCCAUGACUGUUGGAUAACUGCUAAUUUCUUUUAAUUGAUCUCGCAUCUCUUCUCUACUACUUUUGACCUGGAAUUUUAUAAUUUAACCCUUGCACUCUGCUGUUAGUUUGUCUGUACAGAAUAUUUGUGUUAUGUUAUUGUUUGGUCUGAUGUAUAAAAUAUUCACUUUGUGUUUUCUUUGGUUUGGAGUUUGCAAUAAAGUUUGAAGAGCUGACAUUGAAAUAUAAACCUAAUUUCUCUCUCAUUUUAUAUCGGUUGACGGUUGGAUUCCUUUCUAUAAACCACCCAUAUCGGUGCAAUGGGUCUUUUUGUUCAUCAGCUCCUGGUUUAUUGCAAGGUUUAACUUUGUAUAUUCAUUACGACUUUUCUCAAAGGAGUUUUAUGGUGACUAUUUUCUCGGUUUUCUCAGAGCAGUAUUUAGGUGAUAAUUCCCCUCUUUUCAUUCUAUGUUUUACCAAAUAGG